AUGGAUUCAGAUUUGACGGCAUCUGACAAUGGGCUCUUAAUAGGUAAGGUGCAUUAAGUAGUCUUUACUAUUCUUUUCCUGACAACCAUACAAAGCAACAGCCUGUCUUCCCUGUGUAAGUGCUACUCUCGGGGUCCCUUAAGAUAGUACUUGUUUCCUGUAAGAGUUGUGAACAACUGCCUGAGCAGUCGGCUAAUAGAAGCUAGAUUGUUUCAUGAGACAAAUAUUGGGCUGGUUCAAAUGUAAAACUAAAUCCCAGUUUAGUGUUACAAGAAUGAGCCAAGGAGAUGCUUCUUCUCUCCCCCAUGUGCUCAGUGUGGCUAUAAAAAGAAUUUAGGAAGCUUUUGCUUCUGGUUUAUAUUAUCUGUAGCUCGUUGUCUUGUUUUAAACCUGACAAACUGUGCUUAAUCUUAAGUGUGGUUGCUUGAAACAAACCAACUUCAAACCAUAGCUUAAGAAGCUUAAGAAGAACCAUGGUUAAGAUUAUCUGCAAUUUAGGGACGCGGGUGGCGAGGGACACGGGUGGCGCUGUCGGUUAAACCACAGAGCCUAGGACUUGCUGAUCAGAAGAUUGGUGGUUCAAAUCCCCACGACGGGGGGAGCUCCCGUUGCUCGGUCCCAGCUCCUGCCAACCUAGCAGUUCAAAAGCACAUCAAAGUGCAAGUAGAUAAAUAGGUACCGCUCCAGCGGGAAAGUAAACGGCGUUUCUGUGCGCUGCUCUGGUUCGCCAGAAGCGGCUUAGUCAUGCUGGCCACAUGACCCGGAAGCUGUACGCCGGCUCCCUUGGCUAAUAAAGCGAGAUGAGUGCCGCAACCCCAGAGUCGGUCACAACUGGACCUAAUGGUCAGGGGUCCCUUUACCUUUACCUUUAGUGACUGGACAUGCAUGCUGAACAGUGGUUAAUCAAAAAUGGAAUUGAAAACUUCUGGCAGCACGUCUCUUAGUGACUUUUAGCAGAAUGUAUGGACUUGCCUUUAUUGGAAAGUUUUGUAUUUGAGUCGGUGUUGGGCAACAGGAAAAUUCCGCCUCUGGUGACUGAACUGUGAUGGCUCCUGCAAACAGAGAAGUCAUCACUAGAUGCUGCAGUCCACAAGGGAUUCAUAUGCAUCAUAUGUAUCAACAGGUCCCUCAGAGUAUGUUUCCUUGAAGUCAAAGAGGCCAACUUCCGAGGAAAUGCUUUAGAAUCCUUAUGGAGGGUUGCUGGUUCCUCGUGGAUUCGCUCGGGAUCUGGGUGCAUGGUAAAUCACUUUGAAGUUCCAGGUUGCUAAUGACCUCGAUAAAGCACAUUUUGCCAUAAUUAAAUGAUCAUAUGAACCAGCCACAAUUUGGUUCUCAAGUGUUUAGAAGUCUUUGUGCUCCAGGCUCAAUGAAAUCUGCCCCAAAGCUAUUUUUAGAGGAUGCCUGGUGUCCCUGGCUAUAUUGAGCCAGAUCACAGACGGGCAAGUGCCAGGCAGUGGUAGAUGCCUUAAGAGCUGAUUAAGUAAUGCACAUUUUGAGGCAGAGAGGAGGAGAAUGCUUUUUGUGGUAAGUGUAGCCAAGAGAUUUGCACUGUCUUUUAACAUUUACCUGAGAAAUGUAUUUUGGACGCCAUGCAAAAUGGAACUGCACUUGCCAAAUGCCUCCGGAAUCAUGGGAAUGGGUCGUCAAGUAGCUGUGUUGGUUGUUGAUCAGCUUUGUAGGCCUACAAUCAUUUUUGAACUUUUGCCACCAGGCCCAUUGAAAGUGGCUGCCAUUGCCCCUUUCCCUUAGGUGAGGCACGUUGUUUGCUCCUGUCAUGAGUCCCAUGGAGACGUCAUGGUCAGAUCCUGAAGAGGACUGGAUGGAGCUUUGGGGGUUGGAGCUGUAUGACCCCAGAGAGGGUCCUAGCAGGAUUGGGGUGGUGAAAUUGGGACCCCAAUAAGUGUGAGAGCCCAAGAGGGGGGCCAGCAGGCUGGGCUAGGGAGUGGAGAAGUGGAUUACACUGUCAGUUGGUAAAUGGAGAUUUAACAUUAGAAACUCUUCUCUGAUCCAGUGCAUUGAUGAAGUUUGUCAACAUAUUUCAUUAAAUUUAAAAUUUGUUAAAUUCAUUUCCCCUACACAACCUAACCCAAACCCUAAAAUGCUGGAGCUCUGGGUGCUGCUUGCUCUGUGGGCAAGAAAGACAGCGCUUGUCCAACAAGAAAUGUCUGGUGGCUACUGCUGGAAAUAGUCUUGGGUUCCAACCUAUCUUUGUUUAGCAAUUGCUAACCACUGCACUUACUUUAUUGAUGGCUUUCAUCCUGACUUUUCAGUGCUCUACCCACUGCAGCCCAACCUGGGGUGGUGUGUAGGAGAAGACUAUGCACAGCUAGUCAGAUUCCUAAAUUAAAUUUCUGCAGAUUUUUGGAUUAUAAUGUGACUCUGAAACUCCUUUUUAAUUGAAGUGGCCUGGCAAGUCUUUGGAAAUUUAAAGUAUGACUCAAAAUCUUAUCCUUCUUUGCUGGAGAGAACAUCCUGUAACUGAUUAAUGAAGUGUAAGGCAGGCAAUAAAAGCUUUGUAGCUCUGAUAAUGAUUUAUAAUCUGGGGCAUAAGUACAGUGAGGUCAUGUCCCCCAGAAAAGAAUUGAUUUUUUUAUUUGAUCUGCAUAGUCACUGAAAUAUCUUUCAUAUGUGUGCCUCCUCUCACUUCUUCAUUACCAUUUGCUAAUUUUAUUUUGUAUGUCUAAUGCAAUCCUAGAGAAUAGGAUACAGUGGUUGACUUUUCACACGCUGUGGCUGUUGAACAUUUAUUAAACCAUGGCGUAGUGUUAUAUCCUCCAGCUGGGCAGGAUUCACGGAUAACCAGAAUCUGAACAAACCACAGUUUAGUAACCUGGGGGGGGGGGGACACCUGUCAUGCUGCCCUAAAUUUAGCUCUGCACCAAGAGUUUGAUACCCAUCGGCUCCCCUCAGCCAGUCAAAGUCGUUCCCCUUGCGUAGCCGCUGUCUCAUGCUGACAGCGUCUAGGAGCCACAGGUGAGAACUGAGUGCAGGUUGGGGACUCAAGGUGGAUGAACUACCCCAGAAGGAACAUGUUGUGUCCCCCACCAAUAAUACACCCAUAUUAUUAAAUUAAUAAAUAUUAAUAAAUAAUUAUUGGGUGGUUUAUAACAAAUCAAUAUUAAAAUACAACAUACAAUAUUCAAAAACCACAACAAACAAAAACUCAACAGAGAUACCAUAAAAGCCCUAACUUAAAACACAAUUUAAAAGUCUGAGGGACAAAAAAUGUUUUCACUGGGUGCCAAAAAGGGCCUUUUCCCAGGGAUGUUCACCAGGAACUCAUCUGCAGGAGCCAACUGCCUCUGAUCCAGAAGCCAUGGACAGUCUUUACCGAUUUGCCUCAACUCCUUUCAUAGCCUGCUGAGUUGGUGGCCAACCCCACAUUGCACAGCAGCAAAUUUAAUAGUUUAACUUUCCACUGUACAUUUCUUUUUAAAAAUAGCCUUGACGUGCCUGGGGGUUGAGUUCUCCUUGUGUUCUCUCAGUGAGAGCCAGGCCACCUGAGCUCUGAAUGCAUAGAAGUUGGUGGGCAGGGGGCAGGGGAAAUAGCUCAGGGGAAAGGCUUAGGAAAACCCUCUUGCCAUGCCGUAGUCCUCCUUAUACCAUCUGGUCCCUCUUUUAAAAGAAAUAUAAAAGGGAGAGGAGAACCGGCCACAAACCUCCUGGACCCGGCCUUGUUUGGCCACUGGCUCUGGUAAACAGCAACAAGCUCCAGGUGCACUGCUGCCCCGGAAUGAAGCAGGAAGGGCAAAUGCCGGCCUGCUCUUUACCCCACCAGAGGGAAAGGUCCAGUCUCUUGAUCAAAGAGGGAACUGUAACGGAGCAGCUUUCCCACUUUCCAGCCGUAACUUCAGAGGUGCAUUUUAAACCCCAGAGCACUGUAACCCUCAGGAUCUGGAGCGGUUAAAUACUUUGGAUCCUUGCAUUUGUUUUCAAGCGCUCUGAAUGCAAGUCAAAUAAAACCACAAUCAAAUAGAAAGAAUGGUAUUUAUACAGCACUUUCCCCUAAGUGCUUCAUACGCAUUAUUAUCCCACAACAAUGCGCUCCUGUACAAAGCUGCCCAUUUGUUAAGGUCAUCUUCUUAUGCCGUCUCUCCUCCAUCAGACGGUGUAUGUGUUUGUGCUUGAGGUGGGGAAAGCACUUUUUCUGUCUGCACAAUGCCAGGAGCAUUAAAUAGCAGAAACAAAGACUCUUUGAACCUGGGCUAGUGCAAGUAGAAAUGAUGCACUGAACUCUUGUUACUUUUAAUUAACCUUUAAUGCAACCAGCCUCUGUAUAUAUUCUGCAACCACCCUGUUUGUUCUCAGUGAAUAUGGAAAUGGCAGAGGUUGAAUGAAUACUCCUUCGUAUUUGAGUAUGUUCCUAAUUUAACACCAAGGCCACAGAUGCUUAGAGAGAGAGAGAGAUCACGGUGAAACUCCAAUCACAGUCAAGACCUGGAAUCCAGUAUGUGAAAUAAAUCAAGUUGUGAGACGGCAGGUGUGAGCUGGGAGUCUGAAGUACCAGGAGAUGGUAGCAUCUCAGGCCAGGCCAGGCCGUCCCUGACCAAACAAUGGUUUGGGCUGCAGAGUCAGGCCAGUUUAUAGGAUCAGGUGGAAUGCUCUUUGCUCGUGCCUCCAACCCCUGCAGAGCUGUUGGUGGCAAUUUAAGUCUGUGGCUUCAUUGACACCAAAUCACACAGCAGGCGAGCAGCUGCUCCCUUUGGCAAGCUCACAUCAUUCUGCAGAGAUCAAGCGGCCGGAAUCUGCUGUUUUGAGACCCCUGUGCUUUGGAAUGGUUUCCUGAUGGAAAUGAUUCUCUCCCCUCCCAAGUUGUUCAGAAGCCCUUAAUGCUCCGUUUCUCUCUUUCGCACGCCACACGGCCUGUUGUGUUUCACUGUGCCCUUAACAGGCCCAGCAGACAUUGGCCUUUUGCUCUGUGACAGAAAGAAAGAAAGAAAGAAAGAAAGAAAGAAAGAAAGAAAGAAAGAAGGAUAAGCAACCCUACAUCCCAUCUUGAGCACAUGAAUCCUGUUUCUCUCCGUCCCUUGUGGGCAUCUUGCCAUGUGCAGGACUUCAUUCAGGCAGGGCUCCCCCUCGCCUCCCCUCGCCCCUUCCUCAAACUGUUUCUAAUUAGUAGGAACUAGUCUGUGGGAGCCUGUCUCAGAUAUUAUUCCACAAUGUUUUUACUUCUCUGUUUCACUAAUAUUUAGCCCUCUGUUUUCUUCUCUUCCCACGUGUCCCCAAAACCCUGGCACCUUUGUUGCAAAGCUGGAGUUGCUACAGCCCUCUGCGUGACCCUCCUCCUCCUUCUCCACCUCCUGCUGCUGCAGAUGUACAAACUGCCUCCACCCUUUCUCCUUUCCCCUCCAUUUCAGCACAUUCCCAUGAUCCGAGACCCUCCCAAAUUCCCAAACCUGAGUGCUACAUCCUGUUUCCUGCAAUUGGAACCACAUCAGUAGAUUUACAGUGUAGCUAUUUUUAGGUGUUUGCUUGUGAUACGUGUGGUCCGUGAGGCACCUAUAUCCCAGAUCAUGACCCGUUCAUAGAGACCUUUGUCCAUGUGCAUGCAUACUGCGGUCACGAUGAGGCAUUAUUGGUGUGCAGUGGGCUGCAGCCAAAACAGCCAUCAUCACACUGGUUGUCUAUUCACUCCAGUUGGAAGAAGCACCACCACAGUACUGGGCAUUGCUACCAAUUGCAAUAGAGCACAGUCUGUUUCACAGUGGUGUUUCCCAACAUGUGUGCAGGCAUAUGCAUAUGCUAAGGAGUGGCUUGUUGGCAUCCAUGUGUCUCGGGAGACAGUGGAGGAGUGUGCCUUUGGGGGUGAAGUCACAGUGCUUGCUGUGGCUGGAGAGACCCACAGGGGAGAGACAUGUUUUGUUGCAGCUGGGGCAGAUGAAGGCGUCCCAUUGUGCUGCUGCAGAUGCACCAGGGCGUUUCUCCUCUCAGCGCUCCUCCCGGCAGUCACUCUUCCUCUGGUCACUGCUAUGGAUGCACAACCUGUCUGUCUGUCUCCAGGCACUGUGGUUGUCUGAAAGGGAUUCUCACACAGUAGGGUUGAUGUUGCCGGCCUUCAUAAGCAGUGGCUGCAGAUAUCUGCAGGGUGAACUGGGCCAAAUGUUUGGAUCACUCUGCACCAGUUUUAUUCCAGGCCUUAUUCCAUCCCCUUUUUUUGCAUGUCCAAAAAUAGACAGUAGAGCAAAAACAUAUUUUCAGAUGCGCUGUAGUUUGCCAGCAAACUCGUGUUUUGUGGCUGUUUCUCAGAUCAACAUUCUUGGACUUUCAAAAAAUUCCUCAUCCAGGGCUUCUGAGUCAACUCAGCAGUUCUGGGAUAAGAGGACAGGUUUUCUUAAGGAUCAGUCACUGGUUAAACAGGAAGCAGAGAGCAGGAAUAAAGGGACAGUUUUCACAAUACAGGGAAAUCAGUGGGUUCCCCCAAGGAUCUGUACUGGGAUUAGCAAUGGGCGAAUCUGACGGUUUCUUUCUCAGUUUCUAAUUUUUCUAAUCUUAAGGUCAGUUCUCCACAUUUCUGCAUCCAUCUGUGAUUUUUUUUUAAGUCUUCAUGAAAAUUUGACAGCAUUUAAAUGCUAAUUUCACCUAAUACACACAUUUCUAAUGCAAUUUUUCCUAAGAUAACACAUUUUUGCAAUGUGAUUUCCCCUAAUAUAUGCAUUUUUAGGUGUACUUUAAUAUAUGCAUUUUUGUGCAUAUUACUGGGUUGGGGAGCUAUAUUGCCAAAAUUAAGAGAAAUGUGAAUAUAAAAAGAAUGGCUGUGUUUUGGUUUGCACACUGAUUCAGAAAGAAUGAUUUAAAGUUUACCUUUGAAAACAAACUGAACCAAUUUUCUUCUUGAUCCCAAAUUGAAACUUGGGAAGGGGUCCAGAAGGAUCUCUCCAACAAAAUUUCAAACAAAAUGGAUAGUCCAUGUACACUGAUGCACAUUGAGACCUGCCCAAUCAUAUAGGGUGUUUGCACAUAACAGUACAUUCAGGACUCAGCGCUGCUCAUGCAUGAAAAUUUUGUGCACAGCACCAUCAAUAAAAUGCUGUCUCAUUUUAUUUUCCCAUUUAAUCCAGUUUUACUGGAAAAUUUACUGGAAAAUUCUAUAGAUUAUAAAACAGCAGAAUCUAUUUUUCUAUAGAUUAAAAAAUAUUCACAGCAGAAAUGGUGAAUUUGAAUUGGGUGUGUGUGAUAUUUUGAUGAGGAUGAUGGUGAUGUGAAAAAAAUGCAGAUAUGAGAAACACGAGUCCACAAUGCACCGCUGUGUGGAAGUAGGGUCUGAAUUCUCAGAGGCUCCUAUGGACACAGCAACUUGGGUCUGAAUCCGGAAACAGAUUGGGGCCCAGGCAGGUAGCUCAGCAGCCAUCAUGGGGUGUCAGCAGUCACCCCCAAGCUCUUGGCGUAAACGCGCGGGGAUGAGGGCCCUCUGGCUCCUUGGCUGUGGGUCUUCUUCCUAUGCUGUAGGCACUGGGAAGCCCUUCAAAGGUUUCUUGGAGCCUGCCCUUUUUACAACAAAGCAGAAACAUUUUCUGAGGCAAAACAUUAAAAACAAACGCCGUAUUGUGUGCACAUGGAGCACAAAUAUUUUCAACUCCAAGUUUAGCCAUUGUCCUCCCCCAUUAUAUGUGUGUGUGUAUAUAUAUAUAUAUAUGCAUGUAUAAAAUAUUUAGUGUUAUUUUUCUAGAAAAAGAGGUACUGGAACAUCACCCUUGUUCUCUGAGUUCCAGUGAGUUCUGGCUGGAAAAAAGCCCUGUAUAUAUUUAGUAUUCUAAACCCCCUUAAAGGACCAUUUUGCCAAGAACGUCUAAACAAGGGUAUGUCUUGAGUGCUUUUCCGUUUUUUCCUUUCAGGGAAGCUCACCGUGAGUUGUGGUCCGAAGAGCUCCCCUCCACAUGGCUGCCACAGAACGCCAGGCAGUUGCAGGGGAUUCUGGGGCAUAUUUUAGGGGGUCUUCUCAGUUUGUGGGGGACGUAGCUGCCUGGCAUCUGGGAUAAGGCUGUUACCCUGCUUAAGCAGAAACCCACCCAGCAAUCUCCUGUGCUGCACACCACAGGGGGAAGAGAGGCGUGAUAUUGUGAGCAGGCUGCUUUUCAGAGGAGUUUGACAAUUAGUUAUCUCCCUGUUGAGAAACCCCUGAGUAACACCUGGGCUGUCAAACACGGUUUGAAAAUCAGUGUGUUAGGUUACCAUAGAGGCAUUUUAACUUGAGUUUGAGUUUCAUCACAAUACCGCCACAAGUGGGCUUCUUUUGUAAGCUGUAUUAAUUUAUGGCUAGUCCCACCCCCCCACCCCGGCCAUUAUGCGGGGGCUGCACAGAGCAAAUGAUUGCAGUGACCACAGGCCUUCCAGGAAACGCAAGCAGGAAGCUUUUUGUUUCCAUUUCUCUUUGUGAUUAACUGAGGUUUAUAUAUUACUCUCAUGAAAGCAAAGUUUUCCACUGUGGCCAAAAGGCUGCUCUCUCCAGAGCUUUUCAUAGCCCUGUGCCUGACUUUCAUCAUUAAAGAAUGCAAGCAUAGACAAUGUUGACUGUUACUUCAUUUGUAAAAAAAAGCUUAAGUUAGAAAGAACAGAUUGGCCAUUGCAGACAAAUCUCUUAGGCCAUGGCCUAUUUGAAAAAUCUGACCCUGGUCAAAAUCGCCUAAAUCUCUGGAGACUGGAGAGAGGAAUAAGUACAGGGCCAUGCAAAGAUAUUCUUGACUGUUCCACACCUUUUUCAAGGACUAUCCCGAUGGAGCUUACAGGCCACCAGUGAUUAGGAGACCAUCGUCUGAGGAUUUCUUUCCUCUAAUUCUUUUGUGGGGAAUGAACCCGGGCCUGAUGCAAGCAUGCUCCAAUGCGGAGAGCAGGGUUUGGAUGGCUGAGUCCAUUGCGAGUCACUCUCUCUCUGUCUACCCGCCUCACAGGGUUGCUGGGAGAGAGAGCACAGGAUGUGCCCCUGAGAGGAAAGACAUGGGAUAAACGCAUAGCAGAAUUCAGAGGAAAACUUCACCAAACUGAAACGCACCUAAAAUGUCUGCCAAGGUUUGCCAUGUCUAUUGCUGCAAACCUUCAUGAAUACUUCCAGUUAGACAUUUACAUUGAUGUCUGCAAUAUCUUCCCAUUUCAGCACAUCAUGCAAUUAAAUUAUCAUAAAACUUUGUGCUAAUGGCAGUGUGGUUUGUUUGUUGGUUUUUUUGCCAGAGGCAAUUAACUCUCUCAGAAGACACAAACUCCCUUUGCAUUUCUUGCUAAUGGAAACGGAUUUAAGCAGCUUAACUAUGCUUCAGAAAACUGCUAGUACUCAGUGUACAUGGUUGAAAGAAUCAUGUAUGAUGAUGUUGUUGAUGCUGACGAUGAUUAGAGUAUGUAAAAUAUUUUAUUCGUUUCUAGUUGAUGUUAUCUGGUCAUAAACAGAAUGGAUGGAUUGUUCUGUUUCUGGUCCAUGUCAGUUUUGCAUCUGUUCAUAAGUCAAUUCCAUCCCAUUUCUGCUUCAGUCUGCAGUUUAUUUUUAUUGCACAUUGUCUUUGAAUGUAUCAUACAUUUCUGAAUGCAUUUUACCCUAAAAUGCACAUUUUUCCUCUGCUUUUUGAGCUGAGAACCAGAAACAGUAACAGAGUUUGAUUCCACAUAUUAGCACGGGAGCAUAAGAACAUAAGAAGGGUCUGCUGGAUGAGGCCACUGGCCCACUUUGUCUGCCUUGCUGUUCUUAAAGUGGCCAACCAUAGUCCUGUGGGAAGCCGAUUCGCAGGACCCGAGGGCAAGAGCACCGUCCCCUCCUGUGGUCUCCAGCAAUGUGUGUUUGCUUACAAAAUGUGAACCCAGCAAAAUCCUUGAGCAUUCCUACAAAUAGAUGCAAAUGGAAAUGAGGCUGUAAGUGUUAUGUACUGAAGUUCUCACCCUGGGCCAGCAGGGGGAUAUGCAUAUGAAGGAUCGAAAGUGACGUUCAGUGAUUGGAUGGAUACUGUAGAUAGUUAUGCAAAUGAAGGAUCGAAAGUGACGUUCAGUAAUUGGAUAGUUUUAGAAAGUUGUUACAGUAACGUGGUACUGGAGCUCUAUAUAAGCAGGCUUACUGAGCCCUUCAGUUCAGUUCAGUUCAGUUCAGGCCUCAGAAUAAAGAGCUGCUUUGGAGAAAUCGCUGUGUCGUCUGAUAUGUUCACCCACAACUUAACAGUAAGAACACCUUGAAAUCCCAUUGGUGUUGCUGACUUUCUUAGCGCUAUAGUAGAAGGCUUUAGAAAACCUGUUCACCCUCUUUUUCGAGGGUAAAAGAGGGUUCACCCUCUUUUUCGAGGGUAAAAGAGGGUUCACCCUCUUUUACGGAGUAAUCAGCCGGUCCAAUGCACUCUCUCUGUCAAAUGAUAUACUUUCAUCUCUUCUUGACAUCCCGUAUUUUCUAUAAAUUCCAGUGCAGUGAAAGUGAAGUGAUGUCAAAGAGAAUAUCACUUUCUACCACCCAUGAUGCACCCUGCCCUUAUAAAUGAAACACAUUUGUUAUAAUUUUUAUACCAUGUCAAGCAACUUUUAUUUCUUCCUGUUGGAAAGUAUGCUCUUUUUUUAUCUCACCCUUGGAAGUUAUGAAUCAGAGAAAUCUACCUAAGUGCAUUUCCUUCCAUUGACAUCACGCUUAUUGAUGUAUUUUCUGAAUGCGCAGUUCUUGGCAGCAGGAAUUGUUAGUUAUGUUCAGCACUAAUGUAAGCACAGAAAAAAAGAUUCCUGCCACGACACAGUAAGAUUACAUUAAUUGGAAUGGUAAUGAUGUAUUGUUCUGCUGGACAACACAUGCAAUCUCAGUCUUACUCCUGAGCAUUCAUGUUUACCAUACUUAGGAGUAUUUUAUCUUCUUCAUGCUCACUGGGGAGGCCAUGUUUUCAGUUGUAAUCUUAGAUAAUUGCACGAGGCAUGCAGGAUUAGAUCAGGUUUUAUAAUGAGGGUGUAGCAGCAAAGGAGCUGAUGCUUUUAGACUGAAGAUAAGGAUUCACCACAAUCCUCAGCUGUGAAAUGGGCAGUCGGUAGCUGAGCUACAGAUAAUUUAAAGGCAGCACCAGGUCUUCUCGAAAGGUGUCUGCCUUUGUAAGGAGCACCAAGUGGGGACACACAAGGGGAGAGAGCGAGACGUCUGGGCAAGAGCAUUUGCAAUGAAGCUAAUAUGAAAGGGACACCAGGAAUUUAGGAUUUAUAACAGAUCUAUCAUCUGAGGAACAAAUGAUAAAUCCCUGAUAAAAUAAUAAUAAUAAUAAUAAUAAUAAUAAUAAUAAUUUUCAGUAAAAUUUGUAUACUGUUCUUCACAUGACAAUUCACAUGACACCAUAAAAAUACAAAAUAAAAACACAAAAUAAAUAUUAAAAACAAGAACAAAAACAAAGCAAACCAAUAACCGCCCCCCGUCACACAAACACAUUUAAAAGGACGUUGGAUGAUAAUCAGCCCAAGGCCUGCUUUAAGGGGAACGUUUUUGCCUAGUGCCUAAAGGUGUAUAAUGAAAGCACCAGGCAUGCCUCCCCAAGGAGAGCAUCCGACAAACGGGAAGCCACCGCUGAAAAGGCCCUUUCUUGUGAUGCUGCCUUCUGGACCUUCCAUGGAGGAGGCAGACAAAGAACGGCCUGUGAAAUAAUGUUCCAGGGUUCCCUUUCAACACCUACAAGUCCAGAGACUAGAGCUGUGCUCACACUCAAGCACAUUCCUUCCCUCAAAGAAUUCUGGGUACUAUAGUUUGCCCUUCGCAGAGCUACACUUCUGAGCAACCCUUAACGAAGGACUGUGCCCAGAAUCCAUUGAUGGGAAGAAUGUGCUUCGAAUGUGCUUUAAAGGUACAGCGUGUGCUGAUCAUCCCUUGUUGCUCUUCCUGCACCUCCCUUUGCUCUCCAACAGGUGUAGGAGCAGACCCUGCAAGAGGCCAUCCCAUGAUGCAGGAGCAGCCUGGAACAGCCAGCCUAGUUGCUCCUGCACCCUUCCACAGGGAGUGACAGUGUCCCCAGGGUUUUUAUUUUAUUUAUCCUUCAUAAAAGUAUUUCUGUGCACCACCCACUCACAUAAAAUAUCCAGGCAUCAUCUCUUUGGUAAGCAUCUUAAGCACCCGUGUGUGUGUGUGUGUGUGUGUGUGAAGGGUCGUGCAGGAGACCUGGGGCAGGCGGAGCAGAGCAGGGCCUUUCUUCAGUUAUGUCACACCACACACACACCACACGUGAAUGAUAUUUAAAGUGUCAUGCCAGUGUAUUGGCCCAAGAGGCACCGUUCCACCCAGCAGGUGCUGUGGCGUGAAAGCAAUGUUAGAAAACAAGACAGAAGUACAGUGGUACCUCGGUUUACAAACUUAAUCCGUUCCGGAAGUCCGUUCUUAAACCGAAACCGUUCUUAAACCGAGGUGCGCUUUCCCUAAUGAGGCCUCCCACCACCAUUCAGAUUCCGUUCUUAGACCGAGGUAAUGUCUGCAAACCUGAACACUACUUCCUGUUUUGCAGAGUUCGUAAACCAAAGAGUUCGUAAACAGGGCUGUUCUUUUUUAUAUAUAUAUAAUAAUUUUUAUUAAUUUUCCAACACAAAUAAACAAUCAUAUCAGAAUUUCCACAAAUUUAACUCUAUUUGGACUUCCUUCAGCUUCUCUGACAAUCAUCCAUAUUUGCCUCCCAGUUACGCAUUUCUUCUGUUUAUAUUGCCAUUAACCUUCCCUCCCACUUCUAUUUCUUUCAAACAAUAUAUCUCAACUUUCACAGUGCUUCUUGGAACCCCACUAGCGUUGUUUGCACAUCACACGUUCUUUUCAGAUAUUCAACAAAUUUCCCCCAGUCCUCGAUGAACUUUUGGUCUCGUAGAUAUCUGAUUUUCCCAGUUAGUCUGUCCAGGACUCUGAACAGGACUCUCAAAAUUUGCCACAUUUAUGAAGUACAUAAAUGGAACCCAUCACUUGCCUUAAACUUCUUGAUUGUAAAAAAGUGCAAACAAGUAAGAAGGGUGGUAAAUAUGGCAAAUGUCUUGUUCCAUGUACCAACCAAUCUUAUUUUGUAAUGCGGCAAUAAUGUAUAUAUUGGGGAAAUGCCUUCGACAACGCCAUCUUCACAGGUGCAAUGAGAAGGAAUGCCCACAUCUAAAACCAGGGGCAGAAUCUGCUGAAACAUCAGCAAAGUGGAUGUUUUCCUUAAGGGGAAUUUAUAGAAACCUCUGAUAAAAAUAGGAUUCAAAGCCACGUUUGACCUUUAUCAUAGCAGGCAGAUUUCAGAGCUGGCACGUUGCUCCAUCUCUAAUUGCGCUUAUGUAUUCCUGCAAAACCACCCAAGGCAUUUGUUGAAGGAAAACUAGGUUAGAGGCUUUAUUAAUGAAUAACGUUUUCAAGGGGGGGGGGGGAAGGUUUCCUUUAAAAGCUGAAUUGGGGAGGGAAAAGAAUCCUUUUGACUUUCCACUUUGCUACGAGAGGCUUCUUCUCCAAUCUCAGCGCCGGCCCCCUUCUGGGGCUCCGGGUCCGCCUGCCUCUCGCCGGGGGAGGCGCGCCGAGGGCGGCCGGGGCUCCGCGCGGCGCAGCUCCCACCGACGGCGGACAGAAGGCAGCGGGCCUCGCUCUUCCGGCAGUGGGCGCCGCCGGGCUCCUUUUCGGCCACCGCGGAAGCUGCUGGGCAGGGAGACUCGCGCAGAACUCGCGCGCGGGCGCGGAAAGCAGCCCGAUUCGGGGCGCCUUCCUGCCCGACGGUCCGCCCGAGACGCCGCCGCCUCCGCGCUUCUCGCGCGCCCCGAACAACAAAGGCGGCGGCGGCGGGCGGAGGGGCCGAGACACAAAGCGGCGGCGGCGGCGGUGGCGGCAGCGCCCCUGGGAGCGGGGCGGAGCCGCGGCCCGUGAGUCAGCAGCCCGCGCGCCGGCGGGAUCCGCCCCGCGGCGCCUGCAAGGCGAGCCCGGGCGCCGAGCAAGCAGCGAGCAGCGAGCAGCGAGGGACGGACGAGCGAGCGAGCGCGGGAAGGACCCGCCGCGCGGAGCCCGACACACCUUGGCGCCCCGACGGGCUCGGGCCGGAGGAGAGCGCGCCCCGAGGUGAGGGCUGGGCGGGGGGCGCGCGCCGGGCGCCGAGGUUCCCUCUCCAUCCCCGCUUCCUCGCGCCCGCCUCGCCUUUGUCCUCCUCGGCUUUGUCCGCGGCGGGAGGCUCGGACGAGGAGCCGCGCGGAGACCGCCCUGCUGGGAGAGCGGAGGGCGCUUUAGAGUCUCGGCGGAGCUUGCUCCUUCUUUCUUUCUCCCCCCGCCCGCCCGAGGCGCCUCUUCGCUGUCCGGCUUCCCCCGCCUCUGGCUGCGGCUUCCCGGCGGGGCUCCUUGGCGGGUCUCGGCGCGCCGGUCCCUCGGUGAGUGGGGCGGGGGCCCUUCAAUGGGCGACGCUUCUUGGCGACGGCGGGGCAGAGUGCGGCCCCUGCCCCCGGAGUUGUGCGGGAAGGCGACGGGGAUGACUUGGCCUGCCUAAAUUCAAUUGACGGGGGUUUUGUUUUAAUGCACAUAGCAGCGGUUUGGGCUUAAGCCCGAUGCGAAUCGCGAUGGGCGCGUGUGCGCUUUUUCCUUUUUGUACUUAUUUCGGAGCUUGCCAGUUGGUGUGGGAACGUGGAAUAAGAAGUGUUUAAUUCCAGCCUCCGUGUCGCGCCGCCAGUCCAAAGUGGCUGCAGAUGUUCUGCAUCUGGGGUACCGCUCUGGGGCCUGAGCUUUCGGCAACAUGGCAGGGAAUGCUGCCUCUGUGUCUGGGAUUUAGAACGACUGUAUGUGCGAGAGAGAAACUUUCCAUAAACUGUACACACCCCAAAGUGAACUGUAAUGGCAGAUAACGAAUUCUGCUGCCUUGCUUCCCGGAUGACGCUGAACUCCAACUCCCAUCUUCCCCAGACAUCAUAGCCCAUUGUCAGGGGGGAUGGGAGGUGGAGCCCGGCGAUAUUGGAGGGCCAACUCAGCUCCCUUGGGAAGAGCAGGGGGCUGAUAGCACCAAGGUUGCAGGUUCAAUCCCAGCUGCAAAUUCCUGCAUGGUGGGGUGGGGUGGGCUAGAUUAGCCUCAGGGUCCCUUCCAGCCCUAGAGUUUUCUCAUUCUGUAUGGCCUCCUAUGCCAGAAGAAGGGCAUUAAGCCUUUAAAUGUAAUCAGUGACUUGCAAGUGUUGCUUCACAAGGUUUGGAGCCGUGUCUUGUUGCUGCUGCCAGAGGGUAUCAGGAAUUCCCUGGCUGGGGGUCUGUUUAUCCGCUCCCUCAUUCCAUCUCCAGCAGCCAGGUGUGUUGUCUGGGCACUUGCAAGCAAGACAUGAUAGUGAUCUCUCCUAUCUGGUAUUCAGAUGCCCCUGAACUUGGAGGCACCACUGGGCCAAGGUGGCUGCUUGUCCCUUCCUAGACCUGCCCCCCAUGUUCCUCAAAUCUGCUUUAAAAAACUGUUCUGCGCACGUCUCCUUUGCAGUGUUUCCCAUAAAUUAGUUUUGUGAAGAGGAAACUCUUCUUUUGCAAUUUCUGAACCCGCUUCCAGUAAACUUUAUUAAGGGGAGUAGGAGUUCUACAACUGAGAAGGGAGGGAAAAGCUUUUUUCUCCAAACUGCUAAUAUGUAAUUUUAUAAAUCUGUCACGCCUCCCCAUACUUAGUUGUCUCGCUUCUCAAAACCAGAAAAUGUGGUCUUAAAAGCAUGAGUAAUCAUGUAAAUUCUUGCAAGUAUCUCACGUACCAUUUGUUUCUCUUUGGAAGUCCCCUCAACCCUUCUCUGUAAAAACCAAAGCAAUAAGGAUCAUUUCUGUCUGGGUCUCUCUCUGUUCUCCAAGAAGUGAUGUCAGCUGCUUCACUUGCUGAGCCUGGGAAGUCCACUACUGCUAUUGUGGGUUUAUCUAAAGUAUUUGAGCACUUUGGUGGCACUUACACCCCCAGGCCGCCUUUGCCUGGGGGCAUUUAAAGAAUGCAAAGGAAGGUUGGUAGAAGCAGCUGCUGGGCCACAAGGCAGGGAACUGCAGCAGACGUGGAGCCAAGUUGGAAGCAACCCGUAGGGGAAACGCGUGUCCUUCUCUUUCAGUUGGGGUGUUGCACGGAGGUUAAAAUUGUGAUGUGCAGUCACUUGAUUGGCCCAUUGAAUCUUCUUGAUCUCCCACCCCCUCUGACUUCUUGUAACUUUUAACUGUGCCUCUUCCUUCCUAACUGACAAGUGCUGGAGCUGGUUAACAUGGGUUCAUCCUGAAUAUUUUCGCUGCUUCAGGAGCCACUAACUCUAGAGGGCUUUGCCUGCAGCAACACCUGUUGCACUGGUAAGUUCAAAAGAGCAAAAAGCAACCUGUUCGUUGCUGUUCCGAAUACUUUUGGCCAUGCUGAGAAGUGAGCAUUUUGUGGCAAGCCAUUUGCGUGACAGCCUAAAAUUGUCUGAAGUGACUAUUAAAUAUUUGUCGAUACAUAGUUUUUGCUCUGUAUGCACACUGUCUAAUCUGCCCUUGGAAUAGUUGGGCUGACUUAGGUGAAGGUGUGUUUCUUCUGUUUUUAUUUUUAGUGUCAUGCAUAUAAGGUGUCCAGCGCUUGGCAGAGGAGUCAGAGAGCAGUAUUGUCUUACAGAGCCGGGUUCAGUGUACCUUUCGCAGCCGCAGCAAAAGAGGGGAUGGUCAACAAAGGCAGGAAAGGACCUUUGAAAGGAAAUCAAGUUUCUUAGUGAAGCAGCAGCUGGGCAAAGAAAGGAGGCUUGCGGGCUAAAUUAUGUGUUGCAUUUUGCACCCUGACUUUAACCAAUGAACUCAAGAAUGGCAUGCAAGAAAUCUUGCAGAGCAGGGUGGCUCUGCUCUUCCUCCCCAGUCAGGUGGUGAUACUCCUGAAUCCCAGAUGCUGGAAACCACGGCAGAGGCAGAGGCGGAGGCGGCUCGUGCCUUCGGGUCCUGCUUGCAGGUUUCCCCCAGGCAUCUGGUCAGCCACUGUGAGAACAGGAUGCUGGACUAGAUGAGCCCUUGGCCGGAUCCAGCAGACUCCUUGUAGUCCUGGCACCACUGCAUUUUACGCCUGCAAAACUUCUGUGAGUUAGAUUUAAGUUAAGAGGGAAGGGGCCAAGCCCAUCCCUCUGAGCUUCCUGGCUGAGUGGGGAGUUUGUGCCGGGGUCUCCUCAACGCAAGAUUUCUCCUUCUUGCCCUGCUUCAGCUCUCCUUGGACAUUGUCUACAAAUCUGCAAAGGUUGACCUCAAAAUGAGGUUUCCUUGGAAGCUGUUAUGAAAAAGCACAGUUUUGGACAAGACGUACUUGGCUUGGGAUGGGACUGUGACCAUAGGAGCAUGUUUGAUUCUUGAUGGCUGGAGUCACGAUGGGUAGGCAGCAAAUUUAUGGUGUGCCUUUAUUUCUUCCUCGUAGAACAAAGUGGCUGCCAUGAUGGGGCAUUAUUUUGUUUUGCUUUUGUUCUUGUUUUUAUUAUGUAUUUUGUGUUUUAUCUUGUAUUUUUAUGCUGUCCUGAGAUCUUCAGAUGAAGGGCAGUAUACAAAUUAUAUAUAUAAACACACACUUAAAUUAAGUUCUGUGUGUGUGAGUUACAAGUGGCACUUGGGGACACCCCUGCAGUGAAAAAGGAGUCUACCUUUUACCCUCACGACUGGAGUCCCUGCCACAUGCAUGCCUGCUGAUACAGAUAAAGAGUUCCCUCAAAGCCCCCCUUCAGGCAAACGCCCCCCUUGGCAGGGGGGGGCAGCUGCUCCCCCCAUCAAGUAAACAAACAAAAAUACUUAACUAACUGACCAAUGGUGUUUCAGACAGCUGGGUUCUGCCCCCCUGUCAGGAAUGCUGGCUGUGCCCCUGCCAGCUUGUUGCUUCUUCCUUCCUGCCUACAACUCUUCCACCAAUAAAUAAACUCCUUGGUGCAGUUCUCCUUAAGGCAGCAAGCCUUGACCUGGGCUGCACCACUUCAGACUCCCUUCCACAAAGGAUAAGGCUAUGGAGUAGCUCCCCUGUCAGGCAGCAUGCUGAGAAUCAUAGGUAGGAAGAACUCCAUUGCCUCCCAGUCCUGCCUGUGGGCUUUCCAUGGGCGCCUGGUUGGCCAUGGGGAGAUGAGCAGGUGUGUCUAGAAUGGUCCCUUGGCCAGAUCCAGAAGAAUAUCUCUAUUCAAAAAUACCCUGCAUAGCUGCAAACCAGGGAGAAAGUUCUCCAUCCUGGUCCCCAACAUGCUAGCAUUUAAUGUUCCAGCUGUUUUCCUUUUAAAUGUGAGCCCCCGCCCCCAGCCGUAGCGUGCAAACACAGGCACACACCCCCCACACACACCCGCAGUGAGUACCAGGCCUUGGUUCUGGCUAAAGGCACUGGUUUUAUAAGUAUUGUAGUCAUUCUGUGCCAGCAGAUGUGGGAUGAUGCAUGGGUCCCUCAGUGUCACCACUGAAGUCCUCUCCUUCAGUUAGAAGGUUUGGUUUGGGUCUAAACGAUGGGAAUGACACAGCGAUCCAUUCAUAGAGUGCCCUUUCUGUAUAAUAGCCGUGUGACCUCAUAUUUGCUUACUGUCCUUUGUUCUGCUGAAAAUUAAUAAAAAUCACAUUAUUGAAGGCAGGGUGUCAAGACGGGCAUCUGCUGGUACAGAGUGACCACAUGGGGCUCACGGUCCUGAGCUCACAGAAUGCUUGAAAAUGCAGGUGUUUUGGGAGUGAUAGAAUAGGCACCAAACAAACUAGGUUAGAAGAGGUUCACCACAAAAAGCUCAGCACAUUAAAAAGUUACAUUGAUCUUUAUCUUAUCACCAUCUUUCAAAAAAUAACAAAUGAAUGUUUGUUCCCUUGCCUCCGUUCAUUCAAAUGCGUCCAUCUCCCCCUGACAGCCUGUGCUCUCGCUGCCCUGCAGGCAGAUUGCAACCACAAACACACUGAACUUUGAAUUGCUGCAAUUGAGAUUAUUUUGCAGUGACUAGUUUUAUGAAAUAGUUAUGUGUUUAGGUAGUGCUGUCUUUGCAUUCCUUUUUAUUAAGGACUUUACAGUAAAAAACUAUAAAUGGGGAACAAUUCCGCAGCAAAAUGCAUUUUGUUUGUUUGUUUGUUUGGAAAGACAAGCCUCUUCCAGUCCCCUCUCAACGUAGCCAAGAUUGGCCAGUUAUAAUGCAGGUUCCACAAAUAUCAACUGAUGCACAUUAACCCAAGUCUUCCUAAGUUGUUUGGGACCUUUCCCAAUAUUAUUUACUCCCUGAAUUUGGACCCACAGGUGCUUCUCGCUAGUGCUUAUGCCAGCCCUGAAAAGUAGGCCAGUGCUGAGACCCUCCUUCGACAUUUGGUGGCAGGAGGCGAAGGAUGGAGGCUCUUAGGUAAGCCAGGUGACGCCAGGUCUGUGAGCUGUGUCUUGGAUUUGAAGACAGAAGGAAAGUUCAGGGGUAAAUACUAAAUCAAUACAUGAUAAAAGUGGGGAAAAGAAGUCUCUCCAUGGCCACCUUUUUGUUUUUGUUUUCCUCCAUUUUGGGGCAGCUAAUGUUUACAAACAACAAGGUGGCUUUUGCCACCAAACAGACGAGACUAAUGGAGCCUUCAGAGGGGCAGUUUUUUAUUCUGUGAAUCACCCUGAGAUCUUUGAUGAAGAUGUUCCACUUGGCCCAUAUAUUGUGUGUGGCACAAGCAUGGUGGAAAAACAUGAUUGCGGCUUGGUGUAGUGGUCAGAGUUUCUGACCAGGCCUGAUGAAGUUCUCUGUUCGAACUGUGGGCUGAGAGAGAGGGCCUGGCUCACCCUCUCUGGCAAGGUGACCGUAAGGAUAACGUUGUGUGGGUCCUACAGGCGCUGCCUUGAGCCCCUUGGAAGAAAGUUGGACUAGAAACAUAGUAAAUAAAAUUCAUAAGCCCAGGACUCUCUUCCUAUUACCAUCAGAGAGAGGAAACUUGAAUUCCAGUGUUGACUUCACUUCUCAGUAAAGUAAAACCUGAGUAUCCCACAUGUUCUCUUGACUUCCUUCUAGGUAGGCACAGUUAAGAUGGAAAACAGCAUGAUGACAAAUUCUUCUCAGUGUGUUUUAGAAGGUAGUGGAGAGAGUCUUCUGUAGGUUAGGUUUAUUCUCUUAGUUGUUUUGUCUUUGCCUAUUUUGCUGUUGUCCCAGGUCUUCAAUCCAGGCCCCCCAAAGAGCUUGGUUUGGGCUUGUCUGUUCUUCAACAUCGGGUAUCAUCAACAGGGCGGAACUGGGUUGCUGGCUGUCACAUCAGAUAAGGCUCUGGGGCCAAUUUGCCCUCUCUGCUGAAAAAAUUCAAGAACCAGUUAUGCAAAACCAGCGAGUUUUAGGCACACCUUUAGAAACAUGUCUGCAUAAUCAUUGUUCCAGGUAACCACAGUCAGGUUGCUAUAGCAUUGCCAUGGUAGCCUGUUGGUGCCUGUAAUUUCAGUGGGAAAAUCUAGCCAUUCCUUUUCUGAUCAAUACUGUUCUUGGGGGGAGUCCAGCGCAUUAUGGUAGCGAUACUCCUUGAAAGACGGCCUCUAUCUGUCUUACUCUAGUGAACCCUGCAGAGCCCAUAACCUUUUGUCAAGUGCUGGGAGCUGGAGGGCUCAGAACAGAGUGCCUUCCAUGGAGAAGAUUCCUGCUGCCUGCUAUCCAGUCUAGAGGCUGAGGGUGGAUGGGAGACGUGGGAAGGGGGAAUUCCUCAGUGGAGGAUGCCUCUGGGCACGAGCCACACCGCCCAGGUCAUGCCGCAAUGUUUUGCUUGGACUGAGGCCGCCAGCAGCUCCCUGCAGAGGCACUUGUGGGACGGGGGAUUUGGUAAGAGGAGGAGGCGGCGAGUGUGAGGCUGCAGCAAUCAAAAAACGGGGUGGGGGUGGGGGAGAGGAAGUGAGGAAAUUUAGCCACCUGAGUGAGGCAAGGGGGGAGGCUGGAGAGUUGUGACAGAUCUUGAAGGAGAGGAAAAGGAGAUGUUCCUGCAACCCCCCCCCCCCAAAUGCUGUGGUCUUCCUCCUCUCCUGCCAGGCCCUCUGCUGAGCCAGAAAGCAUCUCCUCCCUUCUGUGGGGAAGAUAAGACGCAGGAAGGAAAUUUAGAAAGAGAGAGAUGGUUCGUUGUUUUACUGAUAAUAAACUUGGGAGUAAGGGAGGGAUUAAUCAAAUUGGCUAUUGGGCUUUCUUUUAUUGAUUGAGUUUCUCUUUGUGCAUCUAAAUGCGGGUAUGAAAGAAGAAAUUAAUCAGCUGUGUAUCAUGUAAUGGCCUCCUUGGCAUAGGCUUCCGACUAGGAGGAAGACGGGGCUGGAGAGGGAGGAGGGAUGGAAGAAACAGACAGUUUGCAGAGAGCAGCAAGGAGAUACAGAGAGAUAAGGAAAAGUCUUUGCCCUCUGAAACAAAAUCUGCCUAAAAUGGGAUGUCCUGUGUCAACAUUUUGUGAUUGGUGGGCCUCAGUAGUUUUUUAUCCUUUCGAGAAGACUCUGGGGUAAGGGAAUCUGAGAAAACCGACCUUAAAGUAUUGUUUGCCAAGCAUGCAAAUAAGGCUGAGUUGAAGCUUGGGGUUGCUGUUUAGCAGCUGCUGAUGUCAAAUGGGAUUGACUGAAUGCUGACCCCCCCCCAAAUAAUAAUAGAACAAGACCCUCGUUUAGUGGCAUGUGACUGGGCUGCAGUGGACUCCUAUGUUUCUCUCUUUCUCAGCACAGUUGCAAGAAGUUCAUACGCUUGGCCUUCUAGUUUAGAUUGAAGCUUGCUGGGUUAACCUAACCAUAAACUGUAGUUUAUCUGUACUAUGGUUUGUUUUGAACAAGCCAACUUCAAUUCAUGGGUUAUGAAGCUGUCCUGCUUGAAAAAAACAAAGUUAACCACAGUUUAGCACGUUGACCAGAUCCUUCACUGUGGUUAACCAAAGCUGCUGGGAUCCUAUGCAGAGAGAUGAAGGGGAGGGGAGCACAGGAGCCCAAACCUCACUGUAGCUUGUCUGCAUCAUACUAAAUGAUGGUGGUCAUCGCCUCUUCCCUUCUCUGCCUCCCCCCUCCAAAAAAACAAAACAAGGGAGAAAUUGUGUGAUUACCUUAUUCAGCCCUUGGAGUGUGGUGUGUGGAGAAAUUUUAUCUUGGAAGAAAAGUUGCAGGAUAUCAAGACUUACUUUGCCCUUUAAAGAUUUGGACAGAAUCUCGCUAUCACCCAUGUUAUCAACAAAAUUUUAGGAGAAAACGAACAGGAAAGUAGGCUGAUAAUAUAUGUACUUAACACUCUCCCACCACUCCCAGGAAGGUAUUUCGUAACUCCAGAAAAGGUUCUCCCUUUUCAAAAUUAAAUAGUGAAUUUCUUUAAAGGUCCAACAUUGGGACCAGCUUGGAAGUUGAGAUGAGUUAACAUUUCCCCACAUUAAAGAGUUUGAGUUCUGCUUGCUUCCUACAUUUGAUAACUAUCCCAUUUGUGCCCAGAAGUUUGGAGUCUAAAGGCGGCACAAGAAGCACAGUGGAGCCAAGAGCUCUUGAAAGCAAACGGACUUGAAAAGCUUAAAGGUAAAGGACCCAUGGAUGGUUAAGUCCAGUCAAAGGAGACUAUGGGGUUGUAGCGUUCAUCUCGCUUUCAGGCCGGGGGAGCCGAUGUUUGUCCACAGACAGCUUUCCAGGUCAUGCGGCCAGCAGGACAAAAUGCUUGUGGCGCAACAGAACACCUUGACGGAAGCCAGAGUGCACAGAAAUGCUGUUUACCUUCCUGCCGGAGCGGUACCUAUUUAUCUACUUGCACUGGCGUGCUUUUGAACUGCUAGGUUGGCAGGAGCAGGGAUACAACAACAGGAACUCACCCUGUUGCGGGGAUUCAAACUGCUGACCUUCUGAUCAGCAAGCCUGAGAGACUCAGUGGUUUAGACCAUGGCGCCACCUGUGUUUGUCUGGUAUUCAAAUAUUGGUGUUGUUUUAAUGCAAUAGUUUUUAGAUAUGUUUUUUAAAAGCUAGCACCUUAAUUCAGUAUCUUCCUUCACAGCCUUUCUUGUUCUUUUUUGUAAAAUGGUAGAAAUACAGCUGCUUAAAACUAUUGCAGUAAAUGACCAAUCAGUAAUAUUAAUUAAUAUGUUUGAUUGAUUGUGGGUUUUUAAGAAUUAUAUUGUAACUUGCCCUGGGAUCUUACCGUGAAUGGAGGGCUAAUAAAUAGUAAUAAAGAAGCCUCAAGGCUGAAGUGAACAAAUACAUUCAGCUGAUAUUUAGAGGACGUUUUCUGGCAAAGGAAAAGCAAGGCUAAAGCUGUGGUGCAGUUUUCCUGUGCUCAGGAGAUCCUUGCCUUCCAGGGCCUUUGCAGGUACGGCAGAGCCCUUCAGAGAGCAGAAUACUCUCGACUUGGGUGUGGCCUGGAGAACCUGAACACCUUCCUACAGCCAACAGUGUAUUGGUAUGCAAAGCUGUUGUGAGGUGAAUGGGGAGUUCUUCACUUGUGAUGUAAGAAUUUCCAUUACAGUGCAGAGAGAUGGACAUUGAGAACCAACUAAUCUGGCUUCCAAACUCCCAGUUGACGUGCCCAGUAUACCUGAUAGAUGUUAAAAACACAAAAUAGUAGUGGUGAACAAUCUCCUCUUUGCAACCUCGAGCAAUUCAAUACACAUAGGAGGGCUGCUAAAUGAGUUUGGCAGUUCAUAUAGACCAGGCAGUGCCAUCCAUCCAAUAUAUUUUUAGAUUUCCUUAUGAGAAGACAGACUCCGGAGGAUGGAAUGGACCAGACCAGUUGUGGGUCCAGUACUCAAGAAGGCAGUUUCUGCAUGUGCUGUAGAGGGAAGUGAAGGGCAGGCGAGGCUUGCCAAUGAGAAGGAAAACUCUGACCCUAAAGCGCCCCUGCCUUGCGGGAUAUCUUCAGGAGAAGAAAAGGCUCAGGAGUAAACCCUACACAAAUCUGGGGGGGGGGGUCCUCAAUAUGGUUAGAUGGUGCCUUGUACGCCUCUUUCCGGCAACUCCUGCAGCAAAGCUGGUGUCGAAUGUCUUGCUCUGCUUUCCUUUGGAUCACAUCAAUGAGGCCAAAAGAGGGCGGUUGUAUCAUCUGGGCAGCCCAGGACCUCCAGGCACAAUGCCCAGGCUUGCGCCCUGGGGAGGUCACUUUGGCACUGCUAACACAGAGGUUUGACUUCACCCCUGGAGGCGCACUCCAUUGUGCCUCGAAAAUAUGAAUGGUGUUGCCUGGUAUUGUUGAGUGCAAAAAAUCCACAAAAACCUUAGUGAUGCAUUGAGUAGAAUUUAAUUUAAAAAAUGCAAAUAGCUCUGUGUUAAGGAAGGACCAUAGCUCAGUGGUGGAGCUUUUAGCAUGCAGGGCCGUGGUUCAGUCCCCGGCUUCUCCAAGUGGGGCUGGGAAAGACUCCCUGUCGGAAGGCCUGGAGAGCUUUGCCAGUUGCUGUAGAAAACUCGGCUAGAUGGAGUGGUGGGUCUGACUUGGGUUAAGGAGCUUCUUAUGUUGCUGAGAGGCAUUCUCAGGGUUACAGCGAAGUGCUUGCGUCUUCAGAAAGCCUGCACACUACUCAACUUCCUCAGGGGUUAUGUUCCAGGGAUUGCACCUGAAGUCAAAAUUGCGUGUAGUCAAAACACAUUGGGUGGGAUUGCUGAUGCCUUUUUUUUCUGGACUGCCUCCCCUUAAUUUUUUUAUAUUUUUUAUUGCCAAGCAUGUAAAGCUGAAUGUGCACAAGUUAAUUGCGCCUAAGUUGCGGACUUACUAGAUCAUUGUUUGCCCAACUCUCCAAAUACAUAAGCAUCAUAUCUGCUUUGAUAGCUUACAUCCUGUUGUUUGGCCAAUUAUUACAGGUCCCGAAGGAGACUUGCAGCAUAAAAACAGUUGUAAAAAUUGAAAUAUUGACAGUCAUAAAAUAACAAAGUCUAUAAUAACAUCAACAUUGACAACCAUAAAACAAUGAAGUCUACAAUAAUAUCAACAGUCACAUGAUGGGCUUUGCAGUGAAAUAAACCUUUCUAGCAAUCUGGCUUGUCUAUGUGGCUAAAAACUAGCAAUGAAGGUGCCUAAUGAAGAGCUUCCAAGAAGAGAUCCCAUCACAGAGAGGCCUUGGCUCUUUGUUGACAUCACAGUAACCUCUGCAAAUUGAGGUACUAGGGUAAGUUAGGAGACCCGCUCCAAGUGUAUGGGGCAAAGAAUGUCUUAUGAGGGAUUACCCCACCUGGUCAACCAAGGCCUAAAGCCAUUUUUUGAAAUAUAAAGGCGGGAGCCACCACCUUGAUUUGUGCACGAAUGCCAGCUAACAACGGGUGAAGCUCUGACUGCACUCUUGUGAUGUGCUUUUCCUGUGCCCAGUGAACAAGUUGAAGCUGUGGACGCGUUUAUGAUGGGAACUGGAACAGUUGAGUCCUUGGCACCAAGGCAGAGACACUCGCUCAUUCAGGGAGGCAGAGUGCGGAGGAUGAGUCCCUGCUCUGUCCCAAACACCAAGUGCAGAUGAUCCUUAAUGAUUGUAUUCCAAACUCAGCAAUCAAAUACGCCUGAAAUAUAUAAAUCUUUACCUUUAGAUCAAUCUUCCUGUUUUGUGUGUGUUUUUGCUUUGCUGCCAGACUUGAGGAGAGCUGAAACAAGAAGAGUUUGCAGAAAUUAAAGGUCAAGAAAUGAGGGAAUUGGGCAGACCGUAGCUAGCUUCCUGGGAUUGGUGAUAAGGCAAAGUACUGCAGAUACACUCUUGUGGAGGAGGCAGGACUUCCUGUAGUGUUUUAAACUUUGGCUUGGACUGUGAUUUCUUCCACUCCCACCCUAAAAAUGGAACAUCAUGUUCAAACUGUCAUUUAUUGGGACCCUCUUUGCCCCCCCCAUGUUGGGUAAAAGUUUCCUGCAUUGCAGGGGGUUGGGCUAGAUGACCCUUGCGGUCCCUUCCAACUCUACAAUUCUAUGAUUCUGCCCCCACAAGCAAAAGGACCGAGGAAUGCUGACCCAAGCUUGUGUUGUCCUCGCUGGGGAAGAGGGAGGGAGAUACAGUGGUACCUCCGCUUCAGGUUACAUACGCUUCAGGUUAAAGACUCCGCUAACCCAGAAAUAGUGCUUCAGGUUAAGAACUUUGCUUCAGGAUGAAAACAGAAAUCGUGUUCCAGCGGCGCAGCGGCCGUGGGAGGCCCCAUUAGCUAAAGUGGUGCUUCAGGUUAAGAACAGUUUCAGGUUAAGUAUGGACCUCUGGAACGAAUUAAGUACUUAACCUGAGGUACCACCGUACCUUGGCCUGACCAGCUGUGUGAGAGAUGCAGCCUGAGGAGUGGGGGUGGGAUUGUGAACUGUGUUACAAGUGAGGUGGGAAACCUCUUAGGUCGGGGUGGGGGGGUGGAGGGACUCGUUCUUCCUCUAGUUCCAUUGUCAACUGCAUUGUUUUGCAGCACCUCCUCGAGUCCUCUGGUAACUGCUGCUGUCUGUCUGCUGGCAUGGCAAAUGUUCCUUUUUUCUGCUUUCCUUUUUGUGCAAACCGUUGCACUAGAUUGUUUUUCUUGCUGCUGAAGCAUUCCUCAGCCUAGAAAGGAAAUAAAGAAAUAAGCCACAACGGCAAGAUAACAUUAAUUGACCCACCUUCAAGAAUUAUACAUAGAUCAACAGUUGCAUAGAUGGUAAGGAAAUUCUGGGCCGCUUCUGCUUGGCUCUGAGAAACAGGAAACAAAUGUGGUGGUUUUCCUGUCAAAACAGGAGGAGGAGGGUGUGAGUGUCAUACAAAGCAGGGUGCUCAGAAAGGAGGGAGUUUUGUGUUUAGAUAUGUGCACAGCCCUCUUAAAAUGCCAAAGGUGCCUGUGUUCCCUGUUGGUUGAAGGUGGAAGGAGAUUGUUAAAGAGACAUAGGUAGUGGAGGGGAGCAGGGCAUUUCUUAUUACUCCUGAGGUACAACAGUAGGGAUCAUUUAAAAAUCAAACUCCCAGCUGUGGUAUGCCCUGCUGGGAAGUAACAGACCAAAAUUGGGGGUGUUUGUGAUGUAGACUUCAUUCUCUUGAUUAUUAUUUUUUUAAACCAGUGUGCUUGCAGCAAAAGGGAAAUGCAUUGUCCUGGCAAGAGGUGGGCUUGCAGAAUUUAAUGUUUCCCAAAUGUGUGAAAGGAAAAAGACAUGUGUCUCUCUCACACACCGGCCCUAUAUUAGAAGGAUCCACACUUGUUUGUCACCCCUGGACUGCAUUGUCAAAGUUUCAUGUAUUUUAAUCACCUCAAAUGUCAAUUGCAGGCCAUCGGUCUUAUCACCUCAAGAGCCAUAGAUCUGUUCACCAAGGUUGCCCUGACUUAGCAUCUCUUUCUCUCUGGUGGGCAUGAAGCUUAGUUGAGUAGAAAGGAGCCUCUCUGCCCCCAUGGAAGCCAGGCAGGAGGACCAGCUCCUUCCCACAGUAUCAGUGGCUGCUCAGUCUCAGCAGCUUUGAAGCUCAGUGUGCUAUCAGGCGAGUGUCCGUGAGCGGAGAUCUUGGGCUGGCUGCAAAGGCUGGCUAAAAAUUGGGGACACUUGUCCAUUCAAAUGAUUUGCACAUUCCCUUCCAUCAUCUGUUGAAUGGUGGAUUAACAGAAGCAUCUGUUGGAACCAGUCUUCCAGGCUUAGUUCUGAAGUGCUGUAGUUCAUACAGUUUACACACAACUUGUCCUGAUGUAAUUGAAAGAGGAGGUUCUGCACUGGAACUCUCCGUUCAAGUGACUUUGCUUUUGGGAUCAUUAGACUGCUGCCUGGGUGAUCAGCUUGCAGCAUUAACUAGCCCAGGCAGUUUGGGUUGGGGCUUGCACUCCUAUACAGGAGCAGGAGGACCUGCAGGCCUUCUGUGGACCUUCUUCCUGCCUCUCCCGUGCUGUGGCCUGUUCCAUAGAUCGGCAGACUGAGGCGAAAGCACCCAAAGCAUCCUGGCCUACGCUGGUAUGAUCUGCUGCUUUGGGCAUGUUGCAGCCUGUUUGUAAACACAGAUCAAGGACUACUGAAAGACCAGCAAUAAUGGAUUGUCUGGAGAAAUUCCAGGAUGGAUUGUAGAAUGGGCAUGCUCCUCUUCUCCACUGGUCUUCAGAGUAAAUCCCAUUCAAAGAACAGAAUAGUUUUUUAUUUUUUUAUUUUUUGCAGUUCUGGAUUUUAUGUGUAUUGGAAGGAUUGUAUUUUCCGCAAGACAUAAACUGAAUAUAUUUGUGUGGAGGAUAUAGGAGAAGGCAUUGGGGCCAUUGGCAAUACUUUAUUCUUCAGCUUAUGGGGCUGCAGAAGGGACUGAGUGCCCUAUGCUGUUAGAUAUAUUUAAGUUAUGCUUAUUUUAAGUGUUCAUAUGUAAAUAAUUCAUAUUCCUUUGACCUGAUUUUCUGGCACUGAAAUUGAAUGGAUACAGCCCAGCACUUGACUAAUGGAAAAUUCAAAGAAAAUAGUUGAUAUCCAUUACAACAGAAAUCAUGAAGCGCGACAAAGUUAAGUGGUGCAAAGAAAUGCCCUUUUAAAAAGUGGACAGAAAACUCAUUGCCUGUUAGCUGAAAGCCUUGACUGUAGCUGUAUUUUCACAAGCCUUUGUGCCUUGUGAAAAUGGUUCCUUCUCAACGUGCCUGAGCAAGACCUGAUCUCUCAUGCCAGUAGAACCCAGGGACUUAGUGCUAUGUGUGAACUUGACCAGGCAGCUUAACUGGGUUUUUUCGCUGCCAACAAAACAAAAUCAGAUGCUGCCAUUUGUUGCUGACUUAUCACCACUGGUUUUGUCUGAACUAUGGCUUAGCACUACAUGUGAAACCAGCAGCCAUUCUUCGUGAUGGCUGGUUUGACCAGCCUACUCUGGACGCUCAAGAAACUAUAAGACUAGCUGGAAAACAAACCAAACUUCGAGGAAACAAUCUAUAGUUUGUUUGAUCAUGCAUGGGACAACGCAUGGCUGCCACAUAGUUUGUCAAGCAAACCACGGUCUAUGGUCUAGCGUGUGUGAGCCGGGUCAUAGCAAGGUGUCGGACCACCUAGGCCCAAGAUGCCUUAAACAUCUAUAUGAGUCUGACUGGGUGAGAAACCCUUUUGUGUCUCGUUGUUGGUGGAGGAUUAUAGGGAGGCCACGAGAGAGGGACAACCUUCUCCUCUCCCUGGGGAAGUCAUCAGUCUCCUUUCCUGCCUGUCUUGACCUUUUUGUUCUCCGCAGUCUUUGGCUGUUGAACCAUAUCACUAUUGAUUUUUGUGUAAUGUACUCAUAGUGAAAUAAAGUGCCUUCUGGGCCACAUUACAUGAGCCAGUGCUCUUUUCUCAGGAAUGCACUUGUGCUCAGAGUGUGUGAGUGCGCAUGUGCAGGCAGACACACCACUGGUGCAGUGUAGGCUUAUAGCUGCAAUCCUGCUCCCCUGAUCAUUCUCUCUGUUCACCUUCCUUCACGUGCACAGUGUUAACCUUGUACUUCGCCCAUUCUUGAAUGUACCUUUUGCAUGAUAAGAAAUCAUUUGGAAAAUCAUUUGGAAAUGCCCAUUUUGUGUGUGUUUCUUCCAAGGAAUGUGUGAUGUAUGUUUUUCUCCUGAGUAUUUGUGGAGGACUUGCAUUCUGCGUCUGUUCAUGUUCUUCCCAGAGAUAAAUAAUUCCCCUGGUGAAUCUUGCUGCCUCAUGUACUUCCAUUCGCCCGUAUUCCAGACAGGAUGAAAGGAACACUUGGCUUUCAAGGCAGUCUCUCCCUUUGACUGGGAGACCCGGAUCAGAGGUUUCUGGAGUUGUUAUAAGCAAGAGAGGUCUCUGCAUCAAAGUGCCUGCUAAGAUAAGACUGGGCAUUGUUGUCUCUGAUUGCAACAAAGUCCCUGGUGAAAUGCUGCUUGCAAUCACUGAGUAACAGCAUCCACUCGGAAGUAAGUCCUCCUUGAAUUCAGUUGGGUUUACUCCCAGGUAAGUGAGGUAGGAUUGCUUAUUUUGGUGAGCAUUUGUUUUCCUUUUCCUUUUGUACUCUAACACGUUGCAAGCAAUACUUUGAGCUACUCUGUGUUAAUCUUGAGAUCCAACAGACAGACAUAGGUAAAGGUAAAGGUACCCCUGCCCAUUCGGGCCAGUCUUGCCAGACUCUAGGGUUGUGCGCUCAUCUCACUCUGUAGGCCGGGAGCCAGCGCUGUCCGCAGACACUUCCGGGUCAUGUGGCCAGCGUGACAAGCUGCAUCUGGCGAGCCAGCGCAGCACACGGAACACCAUUUACCUUCCCGCUAGUAAGCGGUCCCUAUUUAUCUACUUGCACCCGAGGGUGCUUUCGAACUGCUAGGUUGGCAGGCGCUGGGACCGAACGACGGGAGCGCACCCUGCCGCGGGGAUUCAAACCGCCAACCUUUCGAUCGGCAAGUCCUAGGCGCUGAGGCUUUAACCUACAGCGCCACCCGCGUCCCCACAGACAAACAUAGGUCUUACCUAUUGAAUUUUUAUUGGAAUAAUAUUCUGAGUACAGAAAACUUAAACCUGGUUGUAAGGAGGAGGUGGCAGAAUGAGGAUGGAUUUAAAAAUCUGGCAUUGGUUAGAUCUCAACAUUCUACCCUACCCAAAUGCCUCCGUCUCAAAUAUGAUCUAGUGUGGGAUUCCUUAUCUGCCUACACCCUUUCAUCCAAAAACCUAGACUUCAGUAAAGGUCAUUUACUGUCUAGACUAUAAUAGUUUUAUUUCAUUUGUUACAAGCCCAUAAACUACCGUAUUUUUUGCACCAUAACACUCAUUUUUUUCCUCCUAAAAAGUAAGAGGAAAUGUCUGUGCGUGUUAUGGAGGGAAUGCCUACGGGUGGCAUGCCUACGGAUUUUCCUCCUCUAAAAACUAUGUGCGUGUUAUGGUCGGGUGCGUGUUAUAGAGCGAAAAAUACGGUAGUUACUAGUUUUGCUGCCCACGCAUAUCAGUUGUCAGAACGACAUGUUCCUAAGCUUCGCUGCCAGGUAGGACUGUCUGUCGUGAGGACAUCUUCACUUGCAGUCGGUGGGAGUCUUGCAUUGUCAAGUGCUAAAGCCUCUCGGUUGUGUUUAAACCAGAAAACUUUGUCAACGAAAUGCUAAAGCCUCUCGGUUGUGUUUAAACCAGAAAACUUUGUCAACGAAAUGCUAUGUUUAUUAAAUGCAAUACAUUAAUGGUUCCCUUUAAUUAAAAGUGGGGCAGCAUAUCUGUAGGAAAGCAAAGCUGAAUUAUUGGAAGGUGUACUCUCAUCGGACCUUGUGUGUUUUCUUUUUCAUUUCUACUUCCUGUCUUUGCAUUUUGCUCCAAGGUUUUUGCCUUAAGGUGGUUUCUGAAGCUCUUCAGAAACUUUUCUGAUUCUGUAAACACUCUAUAAACACACAAAUUAACUACUGGGAGAGCCGAUAAGAUGAGAAGAUAAGCAGCCAGAUUGGAUGUUUAUGGCUGCUUUUUGGCAAGUAACAUACUACAGAUGCUGAGAAGGAAGGUGGGAAGGAUUUGGCUUUUAUCUUGGGGUGUCACUUAGAUGAUGAUGGGGCUUUAAUUGGUGGAAGGGAGAAGGAAGCAGUUUUUGGUUGUUCUCCUCCACUCCUCGUCUGCUCUGGAGGGUCCCUCAACCUGGGAUUAGGAAGGCUACAGCAGGAAAGACAAAUUGCCUUGUUUUCAGCUGGGCAACGGCUGUUAGAUAGAACCCUCUGUCUUCAACUUGCUCUCUAUUUUAGGCUAAUCUUCUUGCUUUGCUGCACAGACCUGAUAGAUCUAGUUACAGGUAGGUAGCUGUGUUGGUCUGCUGUAGGCAGAAGAUACCUUCUUCUGAUCUUCUUCUUCAGAUAUUCUGAAGAAGUGUGCAAGCACACGGAAGCUCAUACCAAUGACAAACUUAGUUGGUCUCUAAGGUGCUACUGGAAGGAAUUUUUUUAUUUUGUUUAGACCUGAUAGAGAAUGACUUCCUGAAUAAUUGCUGCCCUGUAGCGCUAUUGAAAAGCAUUUGCUUGAUAAGUGAAUGAGAAACCUAAUUAAGUUGAUGUGAAGUGUUAUGCGUGCAGCUUCCAUCUUUUGGAUUUUAAAAUCUACAUGUCAAAAGAUAGUCAGGGCCGUAAAGCAGAUAAGGGCACAGGCGUGGGCAAGCUGAUCUGUUCCGUUGUUUCAUCCAUGAACUCUGAAUGGGAUCCCAGAUGCACAGAGGAAGGAAUGGUUAGGGUCAUUUCCCAUAAUCUGACGAUCUAGCCAUCCCAAGUUAAGAUUUGAUGCUUAUGAGUUUCUCACAGCGCAAUUCUAAAAUAGUUGGUCAGAAGUAAGCCUCAUGGAGUUCAAGGAGUCUUGUAGUAUGUGUGUAACAUUGGAAAAGUAACCUGCAUGUGCAGAAAACUUGCGCUUGGGAAGCUAUGGUUGCGUUUAUGUGAAGGAGGGGGAAGGGGUUUAAGAGAGAGCAAGAGAGCGCACAUUUUUAUUGCAUACACAGUGGAACUGUGGUUGUCAACAUAUAUAAAGUGGGGCUGCUUUAUUCCACAUACUUUUUUUGUUCAUUCCAAAAUAGUCUAAUUAUACUAAAGAGAGGCAGCUAGUAUUGAAUUAAAGACCUUUCACCUGAUACAAGGCUUCCUAAAGUUGGUGAUGGAAAGAGAUGGAGUUCAGUUAAUUUCUAAGUGUAAUGGGGACUAUGUGAGGAGACAGGAAUAAAUGUCUGGACUCAUUCAAAUCCAUAUUGGUUUUCAGAGCCCAAGAACAAUUAGAUUUUUUAAGGUUGGAAGCAGAUAGUACAUUUUAGAGUUGUAAGAGGCUUCAUUCCCAAUGUACAGGCACACUAAUUUUGUUUCUUUAUUGCCUUUCGGUCAGGAGCUCCCCAACACCACUGUUGCUUGACCAACUGCAAAUUGCUGAGGUCUUGGUGGAGCAUUUCAUGAUUUUUCUGUCUGUUGUAACAGUUUUAAUGCACUGCUCUAGAUGUUGUCUGGUUUUUAAUUCCAUUUUUACCGUCAUGCUGCAGACCGCCUGAAUGAGCAGAGCAGAGUUUUGGGACCUGAGCUGUAGGCUAACCAAAGUUGGUUAACCAAAGUUGAGACAAUACAAAAACAUACGGAUCACAUUGUGCCUGUUUCGUACCUGAUGUUUUUGCGUUGCUUGGAUGUGUGAGCCAUCGCUUUGGGCGUUGCAGUAAGAAACGCCACACUUUCUGGUGGAGUCUGUUAAUAUGUUCAGUUUAUAAGCCAACCAUCGAGUGAGUUGUCUCUCUUCCCUUGAAUACUGGCAAGGUCAGCACCUUCAAAUGGACUAAUCUGCCUUCUGAAAGUUGAGCUCAACACUCCACUCUGUUCACAGAGUCUUUCCUGUAGAUUUUGGGUUAGUGUAAAAACAAGGCUGCAAAUGGGCACCAGCCUGAGCAAAGGUGACCUCAGUGCCAGGAGGUUUUUCUAAACUGGAAGGAAAUUGGUUCUGUUUUUCAUCUUGGUUCUGUUUUUCAUCUUAAAAUGGCCAGAAUCGGGAAAUGGGUUUUAUGUAUCCCAUCCUGGAAUUGUUCACUUGAUGAAGGUCUGAAAUCCUUUUAAUAUAACAUUUGGAAGGGGGAGCAAUCUAGUAGCUGUUGUGGAUGAUUAGCAAUUAAAUUAUUUGCCUUAAAUGGUUCCCGAGAAAGACCUAGCGCAAAAACCUUUUGGGGCCAUAAUGCCUUGGGCUCCGAAGGAGAGCCCUGCUGGACCCGGCCAAAGGCUCCUCUAGGCCAGCCUCCCGUUCUCACAACUCUCCCCUCCUGCGUUCCCCAGCAACUGCAAUGCAUCAGCUCACGUCUGGACAAAAAGAUGCACACAAAAAGACUGCGCACUCAUGUUGAGAGGUCCCAUGUGCCCUCGGGAGGGAGAAAGGGCUAUUUCUGUUUUCCGUGGUAUGAGCAGCCACUGCCCAAUACAAAGGUCAGCAGCAAACGCUGGUGUGGUGGUCUUAUUUCCUGGUAAGAAAGGGGAGGAUUGUGCCAUGGAGACAUUGGAACGCACAAACCUCCAGGGACAUCUGACUGUGGGAACUCUUUUGCCAGUGAGUUUUAAGCCAUCAAAGCUGGAAAAGUUCCAGCCUGUGAAAGCUCUGCCCCGUCAUCGGUUGAGCAUCUCCCGAGAUGGUUCAGAAAGAAUUUCCCCAUUAGCCUCUGCAGAUAUUUUACAUGUCAGUGGUUCAUAAAGGGCUAAAGUAAUUAGAAAUGCUCCUUGCUGUGUUUUUGUAAUCUUUCCCUUACAGAUGUUACGACUACAGAGGAUAUCAGAAAGCAAAUGUGUUCCCAGGUAAUUCAGAGUUUUCUCCAUUGAGAAUGCUGGAGAUUUUAAAGUCAUUAAACUUUAAAUUUACUGUGAUCAGAAUAUGUACAGUUAAACACAAAAAAUAAUGGUAUUUAAUUCAUUAGGAAGGUGACAAAAUAUCCCUAAGUGUGCCUUUUUUCAGAUAUUUCAUAUGAAUGAUGUGAAUGAAAUGAAAGGUGUUCUGAUGAAGUGUUGCUUAUUUUGCAAAGUGUCCAGAACGUGUCAUAUUUUAACAGCUGUAAAUGUGUCCUGACACCUUUGUUUCCAGUAGUUCUUUUAGAACUCUGGAAACCUUCUUCUACUGUGUCUCCUCUUAACUUCCAGUUUGCAUUGUAUUUCUGCCUGUUUCCAGCUCCUUUCUGGAUAAUGAUGAGACAGUGGGUUGGUUCAGAGGUAGCAUUCUGAAUCCUCGGAACCGUGGAACUGUGGUUUAAGGAAUUGGGACUGUGUCGCAGGCUUGUGCCGCCGCCCCCCCCCUCCCCUCCACACUUCAGUUCAAUGGGUUACUUCCUCUUCAUUAUUACUUGCUUACAUCUGUACCAAUUGUGGGAGAGACAUGCUUGCAUCCAGGCCUCAGGCUUGCACAGUGGUUUGGAGGGCAGGCACAAACCAUAGUUUUCCGGUACAGAUCUAAGUAACAAAGAUGAGGAAAUUACAGAUUAAAUUGAAGUGUGGAGGGGAGCAGAGAGGGAGGAAUGGCACAAGCCAGCAACAUAUCCAAGGCAGUAUGAGCCUGAGGUUUGGAUGCAGCAACGUCUUUCGCCCAAACAGAGCCCUUUUUCUUUAGUGCUCUUGGGAUGCCAGGAUAUCAACCCUCCCCGCCCCAGUCUGGGACGUGCCCUGCCCUGUCCUCUUUGCCCUUCAAACCCUUUUUACUUGAGCAAGGCAUGACCAACCCUGUGACUUAGGUUGGGAAACAGGUUUGCUCCCUCUUAGUCACUUCUGCGAUGGGCUGCCUUCAUGGGCUUAGUCAGCAUCAGAACAGGAUGCAAAGUGUGUGUGUUACAACAACACCUCUCUCCAAAGCGCCUUAGGAAAGUUCCAGGGUGGGCAAAGGACACAAAGCGCACAAAUGCUGCCUUGUUGAAAGCCACCUGAGACAUUUGAACUGCAGACAUGGUGGUUCUGAGCUCACUAAAAAAGCUGAGAAAGUCCUCACCUUGAAGAGAAGUAGAAGCCCCUUCUGCCCUCUGUCCUCUUCAGGUCCCCAUUCUGCAUCCCACCAACAAUACCUAGAGGAGGAGGAGGAGGAGGAGGAGGACCCACGACUAGGAGGUGGAACUAAUUCUUGCAAAUUUCUUCAGUCUUAAAAAUAUGUUUUUGGGUGUGAGGAGUUCAAGUGGACUGUUAUUUUUGUGAUUGGACAACAUUUAGCUUGGUAGUUCUACAAUUGAUGAAGCUCAUAAACUUCUUUUGGGAAACACCAAAGAUUUUUAUUUUUACCUUUUGAAAAUGUCAGGUAAUGCUAGAUAGUAAUUAUUAUUAUUAAUAUUAAUAUAUAACCACAAGUACUUGGCAAUCAUUUUUAAUGAUUUCAGUGCAAUUUUACACACAUUUUACUUACCUAGCAAAACUAAGUCACAGUGCAAAUAUCUUUAGAAUUCUCAGGUCACGUUUAGCACCUCUCAUUUUUGGAAGUUGAAAAAUUGAACCCACCCGAAUAGUGUGUCAUGAGGACAGCUGUGAAGCACUUAUGACAAUGCUAAUUAAUACAGGGUAACUGUUUCACGUUGCUCGCAACUAGUCACACAGUUUUGCUGUGUGGCAUGUUCCUUGCUCAGGUUUUGAGCCGUCCAUCAUGGCUGGUUACUAAAGAAAACCCUCCCUCUCUUAGGCAGCUUUCCGCUCCCCCAAACCUCAGCUGUCAGUCAGCAAUCUGUGGCCACUGAGCAUGCUCAGUCCUCAUUGGGCUAUUCUUGGGGUGCCCCCUCACUUAGCUUUUUAAAGUUUAUGUUUUUUGGUAGAUCUGCAAAUCUUGGGACCCUGCCUAGCAUGUGGGUGGCUGAUGCUGUUUCGGCAACAUCAGGACUCCUGAACACCACAAAUGCAGAGAGGGAUCCUCUGAAUCAGGCAUAGGCAAACUCUGCCCCCCAGAUGUUUUUGGCCUACAACUCCCAUCAUCCCUAGCUAAGAGGACCAGUGGUCAGGGAUGGUGGGAGUUGUAGUCCCAAAACAUCCGGAGGGCCGAGUUUGCCUAUGCCUGCUCUGAAUUGUGUUUGCCUGUUCCCCUGAUGUGCAAGGAGGCGUGUGGCAAAACAAUAUUUGAUUAAACCACCUGCUCUCAUUGGGAGAAAAAGUCAAAUAGGGCAGCCUAAUGCAGAGGGCACCUCACCCAGCAGGGAAGUUAUGCAAAGCGCGGCAAGGGAAAGGCAGGCGUUCAGAUGUCUAGCACAGGGUGUUUCCUCCCUCCCUUUUAACACCCCUUAAAAAGAGUGUCAGCUGUCAGGGAAUUGGUAAGUCUAGGUUUUCUCCUACUGAAACCUUCCUAAACUCAAAUGUGGCAUUGGUGUGAAAUGCUCUUUGCACGGAAAUGCACACUUUACAAAUGCCACAUUUUAACAAAUCCUGUAAGGUGAGCCAGAAUUGUUUAUUUUGCUUGCAUCGCAGGUGGUGGUGGAGGCAGCCUCGCAGUGGGGGUGGUUCAACUAAGCUGCUUGCCAGGAUAUUAUUACUAAAUGGGGGUUUUGUGUAUGAAAAAAUCAGCAUCAUUUUGGGGUUUCUUUGGGGCUUUUUUGCUUAGUGUGGAAACUUAAAUUAUCUAAGCAGCCAAUGCAUGUUGCUACACUAAAGUUUAACUGAAGCACAACAUUUUUAACACUAUGGGUGCAUUUUAAGCUUCAUUUUAUGUUGCCUUGGGCUUAGUGUACAAUGGGACGGAAAGCAGCUUAUUAAUGAUUAUAUUUAUGUGUUUGGUCUGUGUGUUUCGCAACCAUGCUGGAAAGACCUUCUAUUGGCUAAGAAGCCAAGGAAGUUGUAAAAUAAUUGUGGGGAGUUGCAAACCAUUGUGGUGGUUGGAACUUAAGAAAUGUAGACCAACUGUCAGUUCUACGGAGGCUAAGAAAGGGGAAACUGUUUGUUUUCCGGGAAUCUGCUAGAAGGCCAAGCCCUUCCUGAUGUGUAGCACUGGAAUAGCAAAACGGAAUUCACAUGAACAGUAUGGAAGCCAUGUAUUUCUCUUGAAGCUCUGGAUACCCAGGAUGGGACCUGUUUCUGAAGUGGCCAGUUCACAUAUGCAGUUCUUGUUUAGUAGGGUUUUAGCAUGUGUAGACAGGAAGACGGGGAGUGUGGGUCUUAGGGGAGGGUUGGAGCCUCUGGUGGGGAGCACAUCAUGCUUAUUCUGGGGUAGUUUGUCUACCUUUGGUCCCCACCCUGCACUCAGUUCUCACCUGUGACUCCUGGAAGCUGUCAGCAGGUGACAGUGGCCACACUCUGGGAAACCGUUUCAACUGGCCAACUAAACCAAGUGAGGGUAGCCAAUAGGUCUCAAACCCUCAGUGAGUUACUCACUGUAUGGGAAGACAGCCUCUGGCAGAUUGAGGGGACAAGACCAGUCAUAGGACCAAUGGUCAAGAAGGCAGUUUCUGCACGUGCUGUAGAGAGAAGUGAGGGGCGGAUGGGGCUUGUCCGCCUCUUCCUUCUAGGAGAAGGAAAACUCUGAUCCACUGCCUUGAGGGAUAUCUUGGGGAGAAGAAGAAAAGGCUCAGGAGUAAGCCAGGGAUCUGGAGUGGAGUCCAUAAGACAGUUGAAUGGCAGCUUGUGUACCUCCUUCCAGCAGUUCCUGCAGCCAAGCUGGUGCCAAAUGUCUUGCUCUGCUUUCCUUUGGACCACAUCAGUGAGGCCGAGAGGGGGGUCCUGUUGUCUGGGCUUCCCAGGACUUCCAGACACACUGCCCAGGUUUGUGCCCCAGGGAGGACACUUCAGGGCUGCUGAAGCAACGGUUUGACUUGAGACGCACUCCAUUGUCCCUUAAGACAAACCGAUGCCAACAACAAGAAUACAGGAAGAUAUUUGCUGGGUUUUCUUGCUUGUGUUCCAGUCCACUUUGCAGGAUUCUCAGAUUUGACUACCGCUGUUUUGAGAGUAGGGGCUGUUGUUGUCUUCCUGCUUCUCAUCCCACUUUGGAGCUAACAGAAUAGCAAGAGCACCUGGCUCAGGUGUGGCGGACAUAGGAAGUAGUUUUAUGCUGACAAACUAUACUGGCCUAGUUCGGGCAAAAUAUGGCUUACCAAGACUGCCUAACACCUGCAGAUUGCACCUACCUUGCUCUACCCAAGGCUUCAUAGAAUCAUAGAGUUGGAAGAGACCACAAGGGCCAUCGAGUCCAACCCCCUGCCAAGCAGGAAACACCAUCAGAGCACUCCUGACAUAUGGUUGUCAAGCCUCUGCUUAAAGACCUCCAAAGAAGGAGACUCCACCACACUCCUUGGCAGCAAAUUCCACUGUCAAACAGCUCUUACUGUCAGGAAGUUCUUCCUAAUGUUUAGGUGGAAUCUUCUUUCUUGUAGUUUGGAUCCAUUGCUCUGUGCUUCUUAGCAUGGCAUGACAGCUAAGUUAAGAAUUAACCUUGGCUUCAGAUCGUAGUUAAGGAAGAGAUUCCAUUUUCCAGGAUUAUGAUAAGCUAAACCUUGGCUCAGCUGCUACGCUGAGUUAAAAGGCUCAGGGAGGUGGCACGUUGCUGUUAAGCCAUGGUUUAGAAACUCUGCAAAUGUGAAGGUAUGGUUUGUUUUUGGCUUGCAAGCCAUGACUUGUUUGGCCACCCCACCACAGGUGCUUGCCAAGCUGCAAAGGAGCAAGACAAGAGCAGCUUUGGAGAAACAAGGCAUGACUUGUUUUCUUGUCUGUUGAGCAAACCAUAGUUAAAACAAGCUGUCUUUAGCAUUCUGUGUGAAUGUAGCCAACAGUUUUAUCCUAGAACUAUCUAAAUGUGUUUCCUCCUAUAUCAAGUUCCAUUUAGACAAUUAUAUUUAAAUAAAAUACUAAUAAAAAGCAGAGGUCCUUCUGAAUAUCUUGCAACAGCAUUUGUAGUUAGCUGUAAGCAUUUUGUCAGUUUUGGGUCAAGUGGUUUAUGAGCAACUAAUGCUACCAGCCUCUAGGCAAAGUAUACAUUUUCCCUGAGUGCUUGGUCUCUGCUACAAAAUGCAUGCAGGGCUUAGCAAGCAGCCCACAAAUUCUAUAAUGAAGUAGUACAUCCAGCGAUUGGCCGUUUCAUUUGAAAAAUUGAAGGCUAUUCAUAAUAAUUAGACUGCAGUAAAACGUAAAAUAGGGCAGAGUGUUUUUCGCUCUGCUUUUUAAAAGCAAAUGUGUUUUUAUACUUGGCGUUGUAUUGGACACAAGUUAUUGGAGCGUCACGGUCACUGGAUUCUUUCCCAUACACUGGAGAUUAUUGCGCUCAUGUUUGUUGUGGCUUAUUGUUUCAAUUGUGUUCUCUUUUCUGAACUGCUCUGCGGGUCAUGUUUGAGUGGAAAAGCAGGAAACAAAUAUUUUAAUAUUAUUUGUGAUCUUUUGCCUACUAGCAUAUGCGGCUAAGCUUCCCUAAACACAGUUUGCGUUUAACCUAAAGUCAGUAAUGCUGGGGACAUGCAGACACCCCAGAAGCUCCUGAGUGGCUUUCAGGAAUUUUGGUUUGGAGAGAGGUGAGUGGAGAUCAAGUGAGGUUUAGUGAGAGUGCUUAGAAUUUACCUUGCCUAUCACAACCCCCAGUAUUCUUUGGGAAUAUUGACAGUUAUAAACUAAGAUUAAGGUGGUACGAGGUCAGAGUAUUUACUCGAGUCUCAUGCACCAUCAAAUCUAAUGCGCACCUUAAUUUUCAGAACCUUGAAACCAAAAAAAGCAUUUGCUGGCAAAUGUAAAUGUGCCAUCAAGUCUAAUGUGCACCUUAAUUUUCGCAACAUAAUUUGGCCAAAAAAGGUGAGCAUUAGAUUUGAAUAAAUUUGGUAUACAGCUGUACCUUGGUUUGCGAACACCUUGCGACUCGGAACAUUUCGGCUCCCUAACACCGCAAACCCGGAAGUGAGUGUUCUGGUUUGCGAACGUUCUUUGGAACCCGAACAUCCAACACGGCUGACGCGGCUUCUGAUUGAGUGCAGGAAGCUCCUGGAGCCAAUUGGAAGCCGUGCCUUGGUUCCCGAAUGUUUCUGAAAGUCAAAUGGACUUCUGCAACGGAUUCCAUUUGAGUGUAUACAGAUCCAAGUCUGACAGACAAGAAGCUAGAAGAAAUGCCUAUCUUUCUCCGCAUUUAAUGUCUUCAUUAAAUAGGAAACCAUUCAAUAUAUAAAAUAGACUGUGUUGUUAAAGACUUUACACCUCACAGGGUCAUCUUUUUGGUAUGGUUAGGGUACUCCAAAUGUACCUGAAAUGGAGCCAUCCAUUUUCUUUCCUGUUUGGGUGAGCCAGACUUAGAGCUGAAAAAUGGGAAAUGAUAGGAAGUGACUUGUGAUGCCAUGAGCAUUGGCUAAUCAGUGCUGGGAGAUACAAAGUCCUUCCGAACAGUUAAGUGUUUAAGGGCUGUUUGAACAGAUUGCAUGAUUCAACAAAAGUUGUAACCAGCUUGGGGGGGGGGAGGGUUUUUAACCCCCCCCCAGCACAAUUCUAAAUCUUGUUCUCUCGCAGCACAGUGGUCCACAUAGUCUGCCCAGCUUUUAAGAAUGAGCAGCAGACAAUAGAUAGGAAGGCUGUACCAGCCUGUAUCAACAGCCUUCCCACUCGGAAGUUGGGAAUCCUGGAUAAUAGACGUUUAAAGCACUUACACAAUGCAGACGCAUUAAAGACUUCAUAUUAAUUCAAACUGCUGUCCUCUAUGCAUAUUAGCAGCAGAAAUGUUACGAAUAUGGUAUAAAAUGGUGAGAUUCCAUACACCCUGCAGCUGCACUGCCAGCCCAAAUUUGCAGUUGAAAAGAUAGGUGUGCAUGCCGGUGAGAUCUGCACCCUGCUCCAUCCAUUGCUCAGGCUGCCGCUGGCUCCCCUCUAGACCAAGGCAGACCAAGCAUUCUGCAUCUGGGGGGCCAGAGGAGGCUGUGCUACCUCCUCCUUUUCGUUUUCGUAAUGGGCACACCUGGCCCCCCCCUCUAGUCUGCUGCAUGUUGCACUGGGGGGGGGAGAGAGACGAGAGUGGCCACUUCUCUCCGGAGAAGUAGGCGAAGGAGGGCAGCCCCCACCCUCUUGUCUGCACUGUGGGGGGGGGGGUUACUUUCUCAAGUGAGCAGGAGGUCAAUGGAGGGAAGGAAGGGCAAGUCUGUCUACUUGUUUUGACUCUGGGCUUGCAGGGAUAGAAGGAAACUGGAUUUCAUUAACUGGAGCAAAAAUUGUCUUGAUGUUCACAUUUGGUCAGAUCCAGGUAAAAUGGUAACCAUGUUGGGGUGUGUGUUUCUUUUUCCGUGUUUAAAUGCAUUUUCUACUUCAGUUACCACUGGGUGACACUGUUUGACUAGAUACUUCUGGCUUCCAAAAAGCUUUGUAUUUGUCUUUAAAGAUGCUGUCGUGCCAUAGCCUGAUAACUUAACCCAUACUAGUUCUAAUCUUAAAAGUACCCAGAAUAAUUCCACGGAUGCAUUAUGGAACAUCUUUUCAGUGGUAAAAUUCUGAAGUAAACAAGCUACGAGAGAGAGAGGACAUUCUCUACAGAUGUAAUGUUCCUCUGCAUGUUAAUGAAUUUCUGAUUAAUUUUUGGGAACAGGAGACUAUCAUUUGGAGAUGUGUAAUGCUGUUUGUGUUUCCUUCCUCUUCCAGUCCUCCUGUUAUGCAUGGUUUCAAGUUUCAUAAGCGAUGUUGACGGUGCUUGCUGCAUGGCUAUUUACUUCGGGGUGCAUUUUUAUAAUCGCUCAUAUUUUUUAGAAAUAACUGUUAUCAUACUGUAGUCCAGGGCGUGAUCCCAGUUAUGUGGACCCUGAAUAAGAGGUUCAGUUUCAAGCAAGACCUCUUCCACUUUGAUUUAUUGUUUUUCUAUGCUGUAUUUCAUUCAAUUGAAUCCCAAAGCAAUACAAUAAAUAACAAUAACAUCAUAAACCAGAACAGAACAUCACAAAUGCAGCAUAGAUCAUAUGAAAUAAUUAACAAAUCAUCAAUAAAACAAUUACAAUUGAUAAAGCACUCUUUCAGCCAUGGCCUUCCUCACUUAACUUCAGAUUGCUAACUGACCCCCCCGCCCCCCCGCCCCCAGGCUCUUUUGCCUUUAGCUACAGACCAUUUGCAGAAACGAGCUGGGGAGCAAUUCACUCUUCACAAAACUUAAGAAAGUUAAAAUUGCUUCCCUCUAACGCUGCCUCUUGAAUCUUUUAUGUUUCGACUCUUCUUUAAACAAGCAUGACUUUACUGGCCUUGUAAGAGCAAAGCAGUCUGUACAUGCUCAGAGGCACAGUUUGCUCUGACUCCAAGUGAACUGGCAGGUAAGCAGAGCAAGAGGCAGGUGAAUGAGAUGGCUGAGUGAGUUGAGUGGGCAAGCAUAGGGAGGUGAGAGGUUUGUGGCCUCCGCUCACCUCUUCGCCUGAAAAAGUUGACACAGAAAUAAAUUCUAAAUAAGCUUCAUUGUUUAGAUCAGCCUUCUUCCCCAACCUGGGGGCGAGCUGCAGUCGAAAACCUCUCAAGGGCACCAGAUUGGGGAACCUGGCUUAGAAGGGCUUUAGGGAAGGUCUGUGAAAGACACCUCAUUGCUUUCCCUGACGAUUUCUCACUCAGCUACCCCUGAGAAAAUUGAUCUAUCUCAGCUUGAACCGUGGCUGAGCUUUCUUUGUGAUGGACGCACCCGUCUUUUUGGCCUCAGCCUGAGCAGGGCAGCUUGCAAGGGGGAAUAUUGGGGAAUCCCAAGCAAUUUAUUCUCAUCUGUUAGCUUCUGCACAAGUAAAGGUCCUGCAGUGAAUGUUGGAGGAGGAAACCUGACUCCCCAUUGAAAUGCUGCAGUGAAGUGGAAAAGACAGCACCAUAGUCUGUCACAGCCCGAGUCUCAAAACUAGUGAGUGAGCUUCUCUAACAUAUAUGGUCCUGAGAAGCUUUUGCAUAAUUGUUUGAGGUAGCUUCUCUUUUAUAUUUCCCAGUGAUGUGCACCUUGUGGGAAAUUUUCCUAUGCAAAUUAAGGUAAUUUGAAUUAAAGAUUGAGUUAUCAUUGGGGGAAAUUAUGAUGGUCUAGAAGAGUGAUCUAAUUUGGCAGGUUUAUUUUACACAGGAAACUGAAUUAUACAGAGUCCCUCCCUGGAGAUGCCAGCAGUGGAACCUUGCAAAGCAGUGGAACCUUGCUUCUUCUGCUGAGCUGCAGUCCUUCCCCUGACUUUUAGCAAAGCUGAAAACUGGGAAGUUGCUGUGUUUGCCUAAUACUGUAUUUGCAAUUGGCACCCAUUCAUUGUUACUAAUAAAGUUAUGAAAUGGAUUUUUUUUCACAGAAAAAUAAAGUGUGGGAAAACAUUUCACCCAUAUCAUUGGUCUUUCCCAGCAAAGGAUUUGCAGGAUAUUAAAUCUUUUACAUGGGGUGAUUAGUGCAUUUGUUGCUUUAGUACCUGAGACCCACUGAAGAAAUAUAUUUCUAAGUAAGAAGACAGGUGCAACCAAGAGACUCCCCCGCCAGUUAGAUGAGCUCCCUCUGCCUUUCUAGCUUGUAGGAAUUAAGCUCGGGGCUUCCCAGCCUGCACGUCCCUAAUUAAUGGUUCCAUUAACUGCUGGAGUAACUCUUGCCACGUUUCCGGGAUCUGACAGGGCACCCAACUGACCAGGCUUGCCACCAGUCACAUUCUGGGAUAAUCCUCUGGUUUUAUAUUUUGGGCAUGGCUGGCCUAAUUGCAUGUCUCUUGCCAGGCUCGUAAAGUUCACCUUAGUUUCCCCCAUUAAUUCUACACGGAGUUGAGUGGAUUUGUGAGAAAAGCCUCCUGCUGUAGACAAGAAAAGGUAAACAGUAAUUAACAGCAAAUGUUUGUGCAGAGACUGGGCGAUUUAAAAGAACUACAACAGGCUAGUGCAGCCCAGUGUCUUGCGGACUCAAUGGAAACCUCUGUUGCUUGACUUGUGGCAUUGCUACGGCACAGCCCAACAGUCCAGCACAUGCAACAAAGGGUGUUUUAAUGGGCGCAUGAUCUCCUGCACAUGGCUCCUUGUCCCUCUGGCAAUUAGCUUACUCCCUAUACAAUUGGGAGUUAGGAGUACAUGAGGUUUACAAAGUACAAGAAAGAAUUUCUGAUGUUGGGAAAAGGAAAAGCAUCCAUGAGGCUAAAGUGACUUACACAUCUUUGCAUGCUCACAGUAUAAAUAAUUGUAUCUCUACCAUGAGAGAGAGAGAGCGCGCGCUGUGUGGGAGCUCACUUGUCGUUGCUUCAGAUUCUUUUAUCAAAAGUAUGGAAAGAGAAUGUAAAUUAUUUGCAUGUUCUCUACUUCUGGUUCUGUGCAUUCUCUGUCUUGGUGUUUGUUGCUUUGGAGUGUUCACAAUUCUGCCUUAUCUUUUAAACCUUAUGGCGACCCUGUAAAGUGGGUUAGGGAGAGGUUCUCGGAUGUGGUAAGAUCCAGCCUCCCCGAAAUGUCUUCUCCCUCUGCAAAUCAGAUGUCUUCAUUUGUAGCUCAGUCUCUUAGCCAGUGGCUAUAGGUCUGCAUAGGGGAGAAGCAUUUAUGUUAGAAUUUUAUUUAUUUGGCGUGUUUGUCCUAUUGACAAGCCGCCUUAAGCAGAACGGAGGGAGGCAGCCAGUAAAGCCUUUGGCUCAAUAGAAAUCCUCUUGCGCAAUGGGGCAGAUAUUUUUUUGGGGGGGGGGGGGUGCUUGGAAGAACUGCAGCAGGAGAGGAAUCCUUGCUGCAGGAGUGGAGGCCCUCUUAGGAUACAUUGGAUCUCACCCAGAAUCUCCUAAAAUGUUACAGACUUUUGCUUUAGGCUCAAUGAGCGGAGGUUCUGCAAGCCCUUAAACAUGGAACAAGGCAUAUUUCUAGCUUAAUAAUUAAACUGGGCUGGUGGUUCUCUGAUAUUUACAUUCCUUAAAUAACCAAAAGCGAAACCACACCCUGCUGUUGGCUUAACUGUGGCUGUAGUUUUUCUGCUUUGGUGAGUUACUAUGAAUUGUGUUAUUUUAUGGUGAAAUGUCUGAAACUCUAAACUUCCCAAUACACAUAACUGAGACUCAGGAGUGGUGGUAGUUCUUUUAAAAACUUAUUUAGCUUGUCUCUGAGAGACUCUUGUACUGUAAAAUGUUUACCUUUUGAAAUGAGUCCCACAUGCUUAUUCCAACAAGAAAGAUUUUCAAGUGAUGGACAGAAUUCAAGAAGCAUAGAAUUAAGGGAGUUGGGAUAUCAUGGGGCAACUAAGCACAGUGGUACCUCGGAUUAAGAACUUAAUUCGUUCUGGAGGUCUGUUCUUAACCUGAAACUGUUCUUAACCUGAAGCACAACUUUAGCUAAUGGUGCCUACUGCCGCCGCGCAAUUUCUGUUCUCAUCCUGAAGCAAAGUUCUUAACCCAAGGUACUAUUUCUGGGUUAGCGGAGUCCGUAACCUGAAGCAUCUGUAACCUGAGGUACCACUGUAUUUUUUCCAAAUUUCAAAGCUGCACCUCUGGGAUGUUUUGGAGUAAAGUGUUUGCACUAUUUGGUACUACUUUUACUCAGAGGAGGUGAGGGCUGACUUGUUAAACUCCAGAGGACUCAAAAAGAUAAUGGAAGACUCAUGCUUCUUCAAAGGCUACAAGAUGACAUUCAGCUAAGUUCUACUCUGGUGUAGACCCAUAGAAAUAUUAUCCUUGGGAACGGUGUGGUAAAAUAAAAGUGGAAAAUAAAAGAAGCUAUGUCUCUAUUUCCUGGUUGUUUUCGAUUGUUGGGGCCUUUAAUUGUUUCUGUCUGCAGGAGCGGAUGCUGUUUGCAGCUCCCCCCAGGCGUCUAGUUGGCCCUUGUGAGAACAGGAUGCCGGACUAGACGGGCCCCUGGCCUGGUCCCACAGGGAUGUUCUUCUGAAUCAGCUUAUUUAUUCUCUGUUCACUUAGUCUGUUCAUAUAGUUCCCUUUGUGCCAAAGCACACAAGGCUGCUAUUGGUUUGCAGUCCGAGGGAGCAAAAGGUACAAAAGGAACUAUGCAACUUGUUUGGGGAUGUUUAUAACUUGAAGUAUGGUAAAAGAGCCUAGGAACCCAUGAUGCUGCCUUAUAGCAAAUCAGAUUAUUGGGCCAUCUAGCAAAAUAGUGUCUCUGGUGACGCAGUAGCUCUCCAAAGUCUCGGGGCCACUUUUCCCGCUCUUGCUGGCUGAGAUUUUUUUAACGGGAUGUGCCAGGGAUUCAGUCGGGCACCUUUCCCUGUGACGACUGUGUUUUGCUGCUCGCAAUGGCAUGAACGCUUGCAAUGUCUGAAGUUGCUCCAACUCCUGCAUAGGAUGGAGUCCUGAAUAGUAAAAUGUCCUCCAUUUUAUUUUAUUAAUGUUUUUUUCAUGGUGUUUUGGUCAGAAGCAUUUUAGGAAAGAUGUUGAUUCUAUUUCAAGAGAGAGCCUAUGUAAGAAAUGUAAAAACAUUGCUUUGAGAUCAUAUUAGUAUAUACACAAGCUAAAAUAAAAUUAUUACUUAUUAAAUUUGUAUGCCGCCCUUCAUCUGAAGAUCUCAGGGUGGUUCACAGCAUAAAAGUACAAGAUAAAAACACAAACUACAUAAUAAAAACAGGAACAAAAACAAACCAAUAACACCCCCCCAACACAUUUCAAAGGGUAUAGGAUGUUAAUCAGCCCAAGGACUGGUUGAAGAGCAAUGUUUUCACUCGGCACCUAAAUAUAUGUAUAAUGGAGGCACCAGGCAAACCUCCCUAGAGAGAUCCUUCCACAAACGGGGAGCCACUACAGAAAAGGCGCGUUCGCAUGUUGCCACCUUCUGGACCUCACCUGGAGGAGGCACACAAAGAAGGGCCUCAGAUGAGCAUCACAGGGCCCAGGUUGGUUCAUAUGGAGAUAAUAAUGGUGUAAGGGCCCUUUGUUCUCUGGGUUUGCAGAGUUGUACCUCGGGGUUGGCUGGGUUGGCCCCCACCAAGGGCACAGGCUGGGUGUGUGAGCAAAAAUUGCAAAGAAAGACAGAGCUGGCAAUUGCCAGGGGCCCAAGGGACGGGGUGGAGGCAGUGGCUGAGGCAGCUCCUUGUCAAGGGUGCAAGGUGGCCAAGGGAUGCCUCUUAAGGUUUGCAAAGGAUAGAGGUGCACAUACGGCAGCCACGUACUUCGUUCAGUGAUAGACAGCCUCUGCUCUGUCAUCUCCCCUCUCUGCUCCCAAAUGAGCCAAAUGGCUUGGGGUCUCCUACUUGCCUCACGCUGUAAAUACCCGCAGGCCUCUGAAAGCAGUACAGGGUUUUGGAAGAAGCUUAUAGGAAACAUAAACAGUUCCUAUGGUGGCAUACCCACCAAGUGCCCAGGGCUCAGGAUUGCUGCAAAGUCCAUAGCAUUUUCUGUGGGGAAGCGGCUUCUCCCCAGGCUCCGUGUUCUUGAAGAAUUCCAAGAGAAAGUCCCCAGCAUAAUCCUCUGCCAUUUGUUCCCUGUUGAAUAAAUUAAUCCUUUUAAAAGCUCAACUAGUUAAUAGGCCAGGUGGCAGCCCUACCCAUAUGAGAGGAUAUUUGAUUCACGUUUUCUUGUUCCUAAUAAAAUGGAUUGAGCUAAGGAUGUUUUCUGUGCCUUACAGAUAACUCAAGUGAGGAUUCUGAAUCCAGAGAGCCUUCUCUCAUUCCCAGAAAUAUAAUGGCUGAACCAGAUUACAUAGAUGAAGACAAUCCUGAGCUAAUUAGACCCCAGAAACUAAUUAAUCCUGUGAAAUCAUCCCGGAAUCAUCAAGAUCUUCAUAGAGAGCUCCGCAUGAAUCAGAAAAGGUAAGAAAUAAGGUGGUAAAUUCUGUAGCUAACAGAACUUUAAUUUCCAGUCACGAAUGAACAGGCACCUUAAUCCUGGAAAUUACCAACUGUCCUUGUGCCCUUUCAGCUAAUUCUUAAUUUGAACUACAGCUGCCGUUGAGGGCACAGUAUAUUUAGGCUUCUUCCUUCAAUACAGACCCAUGCAUGUUUGUGGCUGCACAAAGGAGUUGUAUUGGGGAGGGGAGCACGAGCCUGGGUGAGGCGCGCUCUCGAUCUCCCCACAGCUCAUCUUUGGGGUCAUGUUAGUUGAGUAUGUGUGUGUACCCUACUAUUUCAUAGAAAAAUACCAAAGCGGCUUACAAUAAGACAUAAAACCGUGCAAUAAACUGUACAAAACUUGGGUGCAGCUAUGUCAUUUAACAUACAGUUAUGUGCACUCCACUUCCCUGAGCCGUGAGAAGUGCCAGGUGGCACGACAUACUCCUUCGUAAGGAGGAAACAUAAGCCACUUGACAUAAGCACAGGUUGCAUGCAGGCACCGUGCAGCACCACGGCUACAACUCCACGGCAUCAUGAAGAUCCUGUCGCCACCCGUGAGGCAGUUCUGUCUCUCUCACUUCCUCGCCUUGACUGUGCCAACAAUCUCUUGGUCCCCUUUGCUUGGGGGAGUUCCCUAUCUAAGCAUUUCAAAGUGGCCCAGGAUGACGGAGCAGCUCCUUGGCGCUUCAGCUCCCUGGACAGACAUGGGUGGAGGAUCCUGGGCAAUCGCCACUCCUCUUGUCUAAGCCAGAGAUGGCCUUAAGGCAAACCUAUGGCAUUUGUCCUCUUCACUGAUAGCAAAGUUCAGAACAGUGCACAUUUUGCUGCAUCUUUGAACGUGCCCUGGAAUAAGGGUCCAGUAGGCCUGCAACUUACAGUUCCAUGGUGGGUGGGUUUACCAAAGUCAUUUCCCCCAGAACCUCACCCCCUUUUAAGUUUUGAAUACCUUUUGCCACACACAUAAAGCUGAAUUUGCACAAGCUAAGUGUGCAAGUCAUGGGCUUUCUGAAUAUCUCAUACAGUCAGGGAGUCAUUCUUUGGAAAAAUAGAAGAGACUUCUUUGGCAUAAAUCAUACUGUAUUUAUAGCAUUAAUCUAAAAAGAACUAUGAGAGUAUUUUCAAGGGAAGAAGUUUGGUCCAAUGUGCAGUAGGAGCAGUAACUCUCAACCCCCCUUAAUCAAAGAAGCGUAUUGCAGAGUAGAUGAAAUGAGACAAAUCCAUGAAGUUCUGUGUUGUCUGAUCCUUCCUUUUAUGUCUUUAUAAUUUAGUUUCAUGGGGCGUACAGUGACCUUACCUCCAAGUUAAGCUUCUUUAAUAAAGUUUACUUCUGUAGCAUCCAUACUUGUCAGGCUGUUGACCGUUCAUGAAACUGAUAUUCUUCUAAACUUCAUCUCAGUUGUCGCAUGGUGAGAAAAUCAAUAGCAAGACCUUCGAAAUUCUGUUCAGUCUGCAGAAAGUGUAUGCUUAUUAUAGAGAGCCUCAACAUUUUGCUUGUGGAAAUUGAUAGGACUUGGUUUGGUAGGACUAUUUAAAACAGGAAACGAAAAGAGUGUUUUUCUUUUUGAACAGUUGUUGUUUAGUCAUUUAGUCGUGUCUGACUCUUUGUGACCCCAUGGACCAGAGCACGUCAGUCACUCCUGUCUUCCGCUGCAUGUUGGUAGCUUCGAGAACACUGUCCAACCAUCUCGUCCUCUGUCGUCCCCUUCUCCUUGUGCCUUCCAUCCUUCCCAGCAUCAGGGUCUUUUCCAGGGAGUCUUCUCUUCUCAUGAGGUGGCCAAAGUAUUGGAGCCUCAGCUUCACGAUCUGUCCUUCCAGUGAGCACUCAGGGCUAAUUUCCUUAAGAAUGGAUGCGUUUGAUCUUCUUGCAGUCCAUGGGACUCUCCAGAGUCUCCUCCAGCACCAUAAUUCAAAAGCAUUAAUUCUUUGGCAAUCAGCCUUCUUUAUGGUCCAGCUCUCACUUCCAUACAUCACUACUGGGAAAACCAUAGCUUUAACUAUACGGACCUUUGUUGGCAAGGUGAUGUCUCUGAUUUUUAAGAUGCUGUCUAGGUUUGUCAUCGCUUUUCUCCCAAGAAGCAGGCAUCUUUUAAUUUCGUGACUGCUGUCACCAUCUGCAGUGAUCAUGGAGCCCAAGAAAGUAAAAUCUUUCACUUCCUCUGUUUCUUCCCCUUCUAUUUGCCAGGAGGUGAUGGGACCAGUGGUCAUGAUCUUAGUUUUUUUGAUGUUGAGCUUCAGACCAUAUUUUGCACACUCCUCUUUCACCUUCAUUAAAAGGUUCUUUAAUUCCUCCUCACUUUCUGCCAUCAAGGUUGUGUCAUCUGCAUAUCUGAGGUGGUUGAUAUUUCUUCCGGCAAUCUUAAUUCCGGUUUGGGAUUCAUUCAGUCCAGCCUUUCGCAUGAUGAAUUCUGCAUAUAUGUUAAAUAAGCAGGGAGACAAUAUACAGCCUUGUCAUACUCCUUUUCAAAUUUUGAACCAAUCAAUUAUUCCAUAUCCAGUUCUAACUAGCUUCUUGUCCCAUAGAGAUUUCUCAGGAGACAGAUGAGGUGAUCAGGCACUCCUAUUUCUUUAAGAACUUGCCAUAGUUUGCUGUGGUAGACACAGUCAAAUGUGAAUUUUGAACAAUGUGUUUUGAAGAGUUAGCCAAAGGCAAACUGUUGUUUGCUGGGAAAGGACACUGACUGUAUUUUUCAACAUUCUGGAUCAAAUCUGAUUUAGUCUUGUAAUCUUACAUUUGUAUCCUGCAGUUCAGAAUGAAGAUGGCAAUCUUUUGGUGUCCAUCUGCCUGUUCCAAAAUGUCAAGUUAAAGGAAAUCUUUCCCUGAUCUGAACCGUCCCCCCACCAUGAGGGCCCCCCAAAUGGCAAGGCAGCCCUUUCCCCCCAUCUCCUUACCUGGGAGAACGACAGGUGAGCAUUCAAGGAGACCUGGAUGCCUCACACUGACUGAGCCCUCAGCAGCUGUUACUGGUUGAGUGGGCUGCAAACUGGGAUGGCUUUCUAACUCUCCAGUGGAAGUUUAUGUGCUUCAGAAUGGACCUGUUCACACAAACCCUAAAGGAAAUCUGGGGAAAGACAGCCAAAGUAGUUUUGGAAGCCACAUCUCGGCUGAGAAGCUCUUGGUUCUUGGAGCUGAUUCCUCUUUCCACAUUCCUUCCUUAUUGCUUCUUCUGCGCCAGGGCCUUCUUCCGCAGGGCCUGCUGUCUCGCCUGUCUUCACAGUGGAUCUAGCUUGUCACCUGGGGUUGAAGUGGUGGUGCUGUUGUUGCUGUGCUUGUAACAUUUAUAUUCCGCCUUUCCUCCAAGGAGCUCAAGGUGGUGUACAUAGUCCCCCCCCUCCAUUUUAUCUUCACAACAACUCUGUGAGGUGGGUUAGGUUGAGAGGCUGUGACCGGCUGAAGGUCACCCAGGGAGGUUCACAGUCAAAUGGGAACCAGCAACCUGGCCUCCCGGCUGCAGUGAUGCACUUGCUUUGAACACACACAAAGCAGUCAUUGCCUGUAUCAGAUGCCACCUGGCCCCCACAUUUUCAUGGACUUAUACUUCUGUUGCCCACCUAGCAGUUCGAAAGCACCCUUAAGUGCAAGUAGAUAAAUAGGUACCGCUUUAUAGCGGGAAGGUAAACGGCGUUUCCGUGUGCUGCUCUGGUGCCGGUUCGUCAGAGCAGCUUGUCACGCUGGCCACGUGACCCGGAAGUGUCUGCGGACAGCGCUGGCUCCCGGCCUCUAGAGUGAGAUGAGCGCACAACCCUAGAGUCUGUCAAGACUGGCCCGUACGGGCAGGGGUACCUUUACCUUUACCUUAUACUUCUGUUACAAAGGAGGAAACUGGCUCCUUCUGCCUCUGGGGGGGCCCAUCAAAGCCUGACACCUUUCCUGGGAAAUAGGGUCCAAGGUCUCCCUAGUGAACCCCUCUCCACAGUUGUUUAAGCGCAGGUUCACAGGGCUAGGGGGAGACUGCAGCAAGGAGGAGGAAUACAAAGUGUUCCCUUUCUGCCCUAAUUUUGCAUCCGGUAUGUUGCUGGCCUUGAAUUCAGAUCUACCCAGCCACUAGUAGUUCUUCCUAAAGAGUGAUCAAGUUGACACAGAAGUGGAAGACAGCAAUCAUGGAUUUCCUAUUAUAAAGCAGCACUGAGUUUUCAGUGGGGCACAUUUCUGUUGUUCUAAAGUAAAUGGUAAAGGUAAAGGGACCCCUGACCAUUAGGUCCAGUCGUGGCCGACUCUGGGGUUACGGCGCUCAUCUCGCUUUACUGGCCGAGGGAGCCAACAUACAGCUUCCGGGUCAUGUGGCCAGCAGGACUAAGCUGCUUCUGGCGAACCAGAGCAGCGCACGGAAACGCUGUCCUAAAGUUCUUGAUCAUAAAAAGACAACUUAUUUCCCCCCUUUGUUUGUGAUGUGAAUGUUAUUAGCAUCUUCCUUUAUAAUUUAUAAUAAAGCAAGGAAAGGGAUAAAAGUUGAGUGAUGACUGUGAUAGCCAGAACAAGUAGAUUUUUGCCUAUUAAUCUUCAUGGCCAGUGUGACAUUUUAUCUUUCUGUCUGUACCACACAAUUUGUCAAGUUGGGCAAAUCUUUUUAUCUCCUUUGGCUAAAACUCUCUUAAAUGCCUUAUUUUAACACACAAAAGUAUUAUUCAAAGGAGUCUGAAAAGUACACUCUUUUCAUUGCCAAUAUAGUAAGAGAAAGUUGGCAGUGAGUUAUGCCCUACUUUAAUUAACGGGAUUAAGCAUCAAAGCCCAACUACCACCCUGGAAAUUUUUUAUUAAAGACCUAGGGAAACUAUUUUAAAUUCAGUUUUCAUUCAGUUUCAAAGCAGAUUCAGGUGGAACUGAACUGCAUCCACAUAAUAGCAUAAAGUCCUUUAAGUAAUCCAGAGACUUUUGUUUCCCAUACAAAGACAUCCAAUUACGCAGUAAAUCUCUCUUCAGUGCUUCCAUUUUUCUUAUUAACAGCAGAGUAUAUAAUUCUAGAUUUCCCCUAAUUUUCAUUGAAAUAGCAGUUUGUGGCGAAGCACAUUGCAGACUUCUGGUACUAGGCUUCCUUUUUUAAUUCUUGAUUUUUAUUUUAAAGGGAAAAUGGGCUGCUCUAUGGAGUGUUUUUUAUAAUAAAUUUUUAUUAGUUUUUAACAAUGUAUAAACAAAAUGGUUGAUGGAUAACAGUCAUCAGGAUGCUCAUUUGAGUAUUUUAGGAAGGAGUACCAAGCUUAAAAAAAAUUGUCCACAUCAGAUAUAUUAUUCAAGGCAUGUACCCUCUUCGUUUGUUUUUUAGAUAGGGCAGUUGUUCAAACAUUCUGUCACCAUCGUGUGAUAUUUUCAGAUGUUCAAGUCCUUUCCAAUUCUGUGCUGUAACUAAUUGCCAGAAGAAAAGUCUGGAAUCAUUGAAUCAUAGAAUUUUAGCGUUGGAAGGAACCCCGGGGGUCAUCUAGUCCAACCCUCUGCAAUGCAGGAAUCUCAAUUAAAUCAAACAUGACGGAUGGCCCUCCAACCUCUGCUUCAAAACCUCCAAGGAGGGAGAGUCCACCAUGGGCCAAGGGAGUCCGUUCCACUCUUCUGACAGCUCAAAUUAUCAGAAAUAAUUCCUUAAUGUAAUAAAGCAAGGAGAUCUUCCUUAAAAAUAGUUAACGAGCCCAAAAUUGGAUUGCACAGUACUUUCUGAUUUGCAAUAUUACUUAUUUCCAUGAAUACAAUGCCUUCCCAGAAUGGCUGUAUUAGUUCAUGCGUCUCUGAAGCUGCCCUUGAGCACCACCUAGUGACAAGCACCCCGGUGGAACAUGCAUCUCCCUCUCUACAAACCGACUUUGAAGCUCUGGGAGUUGGCUGCUCUUGCAGAGAUGCCACUUGGCUCAGGAAGGCUGCUCUUUGGCUUCCGGGACUCAGGGAGGUCACACGUUAGGGAUUGCGCUACCAGAACCACUCAUAAGGCCAGCUUUUCAGAACAGGAUUACAUAGCAUUGGUUUCCCAAAAUAUCAUGGAAGAUCAGAAGUUAGUCAAAUCACCUAGCUUCUAUGAUAGUGGAAAAUAAAAUAUAAUACUGUGUUGUUGUUUAGUCGUUUAGUCGUGUCCGACUCUUCGUGAUCCCAUAGACCAGAGCACGCCAGGCACUCCUGUCUUCCACUGCCUCCCGCAGUUUGGUCAAACUCAUGCUGGUAGCUUCCAGAACACUGUCCAACCAUCUCGUCCUCUGUCGUCCCCUUCUCCUUGUGCCCUCCAUCUUUCCCAACAUCAGGGUCUUUUCCAGGGAGUCUUCUCUUCUCAUGAGGUGGCCAAAGUAUUAGAGCCUCAGCUUCAGGAUCUGUCCUUCCAGUGAGCAUUCAGGGCUGAUUUCCUUAAGAAUGGAUGCGUUUGAUCUUCUUGCAGUCCAUGGGACUCUCAAUCAGCCUUCUUUAUGGUCCAGCUCUCGCUUCCAUACAUCACUACUGGGAAAACCAUAGCUUUAACUAUACAGACCUUUGUUGGCAAGGUGAUGUCUCUGCUUUUUAAGAUGCUGUAUAGGUUUGUCAUCGCUUUUCUCCCAAGAAGCAGGCAUCAACAGUGAUCAUGGAGCCCAAGAAAGUAAAAUUUCUCACUGCCUCCGUUUCUUCCCCUUCUAUUUGCCAGGGGGUGAUGGGACCAGUGGCCAUGAUCUUAGGUUUUUUUUUAUGUUGAGCUUCAGACCAUAUUUUGCGCUCUCCUCUUUCACCUUCAUUAAAAGGUUCUUUAAUUCCUUCUCACUUUCUGCCAUCAAGGUUAUCUCAUCUGCAUACCUGAGGUGGUUGAUAUUUCUUCCGGCAAUCUUAAUUCCGGCUUGGGAUUCAACUGUAGCUUCUUGUCCCACUUACAGAUUUCUCAGGAGACAGAUGAGGUGAUCAGGCACUCCCAUUUCUUUAAGAACUUGCCAUAGUUUGCUGUGGUCGACACAGUCAAAGGCUUUUGCAUAGUCAAUGAAGCAGAAGUAGAUGUCUUUCUGGAACUCUCUAGCUUUCUCCAUAAUCCAGCACAUGUUUGCAAUUUGGUCUCUGGUUCCUCUGCCCCUUCAAAAUCCAGCUUGCACUUCUGGGAGUUCUCAGUCCACAUACUGCUUAAGCCUGCCUUGUAGAAUUUUAAGCAUAACCUUGCUAGCGUGUGAAGUGAGCGCAAUUGUGCGGUAGGUAGUUGGAGCAUUUUUUGGCACUGCCCUUCUUUGGGAUUGGAAUGUAGACUGAUCUUCUCCAAACCUCUGGCCAUAAUACUGUGGGUAAGAAUAUAAGAGAACGCCAGCACCCAUAAGGCCUUUCCCAAUAGAACUACUUACUGAAGGACCAGGCUGGUUGGUGUCCCCCCCCCCCCCCCCGGCCGGCCAGCUGAUUGACUUCAUUAUUUAUACAGCUUUUAUUCAUUCUUAUUGUCACAAUGUUUUUAGCUGUUUUUUUAGGGUUGCCUGGAAAGCAACAUAUAAUUACAUACAUUAGAGUAAAUAUGCAUCAGUAUGUAAAUGGCAUCAGUGAAGCAAAAAACCACAUCAAGGGUUUUCUUGUAGCGGAGGUUUAGUGACCUAUUUCCUAAGUCCAUAUAGGUAAAAUAGAUCACGCACUAUAACCCCUUAUUAUUUUUGCAUAGUAAUUUUGGAUUUCAGAGUGUCUCUAAUGGUGACACUCUUCGUUUAUAUUUCUAUAAAAUACUUGCCUCUUCUUUUUUGAAAGGUAGUGAUGUUGCUGUCUUUUGCUGCCUAAAUAAACUCUUUCCCUCCCCAAAACUCAAGGAAAUGAGGAUUUUGAAGAUCAUUAGGGUGCACGCUUCUGCCUUUACAGCAAACGUUGACAAACUCCAAAUGCGUUCUGCUCGUUGACAGAGCCACUGAAAUAGGAAAAAUGCAUAAACAUUAUGAAGAUUCAGUCAUAAACCGUUGUUCAAAAACUAGUUCUACCAGAGCAGUAAUCUUUAAAUUUCACAUUGGCUUUUGAGAAUUGGACAUGGAACUAUUCUGGGUGUUAAGAGGGCGCAUUCUGCGAUGCAUGCUCAGUUGGACUGCACUACUGGCCAGAUAUUUGAGGCUUUGUCUCAUCACUGUCGCUUUUGCCCAGAGGAAAUCCAGCACUUCUCUGAAACUCUGUGAUACAGGGUAAUAGUGGAAGUGAUUUAUAUUUGGGGUGGGGGAACGGGGGAGCGGGGGGGGGGGGAGCAGGAUGACGCCUUCUUCACCAAUUUGCUCCCCAAUUUUCUUGGUGUGAAAUCAAGAGAAUGAGCUAAACAUGUAUCCAAGGACUGAAUUCGGCUCCACGUUUAUGUUGCCUGAAGAUCAGUAAUAUCUUUUCUCUUUUCAUAGGGAGCAUGCAAUGGCUUAACUUGGGAAUUUGAGAGCAAGAGAGAAAUGGAACCAGUAUUUUAUCGUUUGAAAAGACCUGGUGGACUGCUCUGUCCCAUGAGACUAGGGCCCUUCAGGAUUUAACCUCCUUCCGUCGGGCCUGUAAGACAGAGCUAUUCCGCCUGGCCUUUAAUUUGAAUUCAGCCUGAUCUUUUAUUUCCCUUCCCUUCUCUUCCCUCCCCCUCCCCUUUUAUGAAGAUCACCCACUCUGAGACCCCACAGCUAAUUCUCCCCUGGCCUCCUCGCUGGCCCAAGUAGGACCAAUUCAGCCAGCUAGCCCUGGGGAUUAUCUAAUUGGUUUUUGAAUUUUAUUGUUAUUCAUGUUUUUAUAUUGUAGUUUAUGCUGCUUUUAUAAUUAAGUGUUUUAAAGUGUUUUAAAUUUGUUGUUAGCUGCCCUGAGCCCGGUUUUUGAACCGGGAAGGGCGGGGUAUAAAUAAAAUUAUUAUUAUUAUUAUUAUUAUUAUUAUUAUUAUUAUCAUCAUCAUCAUCAUCAUCAUCAAAGUUUCAUGUCUCCAAACAACUUUGGUGUGAUUAUCCGUAUCCUAGAUUGGGAAACUGAUCUCAAAUUUGAACAGCUUAGCUAAGAUGAUACAGUCAAAUGGAGAGCAGCCCCACAUGGCUGCAACAUUUAGUCAAUCAGUUGGAUUGAUCUAAAAACAUUUUUCAUUCAAAAGGUACUCCCAAAUAAACCUAUUUACAAAAACAUAUGUUGCAGACAAUUUUUUAAAAAGUACUUACUGGUGUUGGUUGCAGGUUAUUUUCUUGGGCGGGAUUGCUUUUUCUAAGGCUCUGCAUGUUACAAAUGUAUGCAUGUUAUCUGAAAACAAACAAUUUCUUAAAACUAUUCAUAUGAAGAUUUGUGCUGAUUUAGUCAAAUAAAUGUAUAUGAUGGCCUGAUUUCUCACCGGAUGGCUGUCCUCUAAUAUAAUGGGAAUAUGUCAUGUCAAUAAGUAACUCAACGCAGAACCCUCUCCCUUCUUUUGAUAGGGGUCUUGCUCCUCAGAAUAAGCCGGAGCUGCAAAAGGUGCUGGAAAGACGAAAAAGAGACCAAGUUAUCAAGCAACAGAAGGAGGAGGAGGCACAAAAGAAGAGAUCGGACCUGGAAAUAGAGCUACUCAAACGGCAGCAGAAAUUAGAACAGGUAAGAGGGCAGGAAAAUGGUAUAGAAUAGACUCGAGGAGCUUCUCUUCUCUUUAUUAUAAAGGUAAAGGGACCCCUGACCAUUAGGUCCAGUCGUGACCGACUCUGGGGUUGCAGCACUCAUCUCGCUUUACUGGCCGAGGGAGCCGGCGUACAGCUUCCGGGUCAUGUGGCCAGCAUGACUAAGCCGCUUCUGGUGAACCAGAGCAGCACACAGAAACGCCGUUUACCUUCCCUCUAGAGCGGUACCUAUUUAUCUACUUGCACUUUGAUGUGCUUUCGAACUGCUAGGUUGGCAGGAGCUGGGACCGAGCAACAGGAGCUCACCCCAUCGCGGGGAUUCGAACCGCCGACCUUCUGAUUGGCAAGUCCUAGGCUCUGUGGUUUAACCCACAGCGCCACCCGCGUCCUCUCUUUAUUAUAGAUUUCAUUAAAAAUUACAUACCAAAACCUCAAAGCGGUUUACAAAAAAGAUAAAAUAAUAAAAUUAUCUAGAUCAGAUUAAUGAAUUCAGUACCACAGAAUGCACUGGAAACUCUUUCAAAAUAUAAAAAGAAACUGUGAUUGUUAGUUCCGCAGCUGACUUUUGAAAACAAUUGGUAAUACUAGGUUUAAAAAUUAUAGGAGAAGAUUCAUGGAAGAGAAGUGUUGCAAAUAUUGAUCAGGCAAGAUGAUCAGGGAAUGUGUUCUCGCUCUCUCAGGGUGACCCUGGAAAGUUGGAAGUGAGGGACCAGGUAGUGAAAUAGACCCAGAUCCUCCUUGCGCAUGUAUGCUGCCAUCGAGGCUGAGCCUUGCACAUUAACAAAGUGCUGAAUCUGGUUACGCUCACUGCUUACAAUUCAUAUUUUGAGAAAUGCCACUCUGCUCAUUUCUUCCUUCUUUUUUAAAAUUGAUCUCUUUUUGUUUUAAGCUUGAACUUGAAAAGCAGAAGAUCCAGGAGGAGCAAGAGAAUGCACCUGAAUUUGUAAAAGUGAAAGGCAAUUUGAGGAGGACAGCGCAAGAAGCUGCAGAAGCUGAAGCCUCCUAG
This is a messenger RNA of Podarcis lilfordi (Lilford's wall lizard), 58150 nucleotides long. NCBI's taxonomy places the organism in Eukaryota, Metazoa, Chordata, Lepidosauria, Squamata, Lacertidae. The record is from the annotation of a GenBank genome assembly.